GUUCUGUGUCUCCCGACCAUCCCGACUUCCUGUUUCCGGCGCGCGUGUUCUCUCAGUCUUGCUUGCUGUUCGAAGAUGGCGACACGCAAGGAAACAACACCGGCCGCCCCCACCGCCGCUGCCCCUGCUGCACCCGCCGCCACGACCGCAGCCACGACCACCGCCACCACCACCGCCGCUGCUGCUGCUAUUACCACGGCCACCCCGGCUCCCCCCGUCACCGCCGCAGCCACCUCCACAUCCGAAAACGCCGUGAAACAAGUGCAGAUAGACGGGCUGGUGAGUGUGACAGAGCACGUGCAGAGCGUACCCCACAGCAGGGGGCCUCAAACUACCCCCCCCCCGCCCCCAGAGCGUGCUGAACUACAACUCCCAUGAUUCUCAGCCUAUCUGUGUAAUUCAAAGAAUCAUGGGAGUUGUAGUUCAGCACUAUCUGGGGGAGGGGGGAGUUUGAGGACCCCUGAUCUACAGCUUCACAGAUCAUAACUCUGUAACUAUGUCAUUAUUACAAGGCUGCACUCAGGGAUCAGAACCUUAGAAUAGAUAUUAAGGAGUAAUUUGUAUUCCUAGUGUUGGGGUCAUGUCCCCUGGGUUGUCCAGGUAGCCAUAUGCCUGGACUCAUGAGCCCACAUGAGCUGGAGACCAAACUAUCACCACUUUAAUUGAUAUACCAAGGUUAUCAAGCAGGACCCCCAGUGUACAGAGAAUAAUACUUGGGGACACAGCAUGUGCAGAGUGUACACAGGAUCUACAGCUUCACUGAUCAUAACUAUGUCAUUAUUACAAGGCUGCACUCAGGACUCAGAACAUUAGACUAGCUAUUAAGGAGUAAUUUGUAUUCCUAGUAUUGGGGCCAUGUCCCCUGAGUUGUCCAGGUAGCCAUAUGCCUGGACUGAUGAGCCCGUAUGAGCUGGAGACCAAACUAUCAUAACAAUUUUUUUGUUCAGUUUAACCUUAUCUUGAUGAUCCCCUAGUGUUGAUUACUUUUAUUAAUAAAGUAAAAGGUUUCAGUGUAACUCUUGCAAUAUGGAACUGAAAUAUAACCCUUGUUAUAUGGAACUGAAAAUGUAAUGUUCAGAGGUGAAGUGUAACCACCGACGUUUUAGAUAUCUAGGAAUCUUUUUUAUUUUAUUUUUAUGGCACAUGUACACGUGUAGUGUUAUAAUACAAAAAAGUGUAACUUAAUUUCUUAAGUAUAUUCACAGUCCGAAGUACCCUUGUAACUUAAUGGUGAUGACUAUGCUGUGUAUUUGAUUUUAAAUUGCAAAACCAUAUUUUUUGGCCUAAAGGUAUUUAAUCGAUAUGCUUUUGGGAUUUGUUACUUUGCGCAACUCUAAAGGAUACAAUACACGAUUAACAGAUAGAGUUAUAGCACUUGGCAUGGGAGAGGGGCUAUGUGAGAUCGUCAUUUGUAUGACCUAACAAAUAUCUCUAACUUAUUGUGUACACCUGUAGACACAGUUGGCAUGUGCGGAGAGUGCACGUUUGUAGGCUUGAGGGUUGAAAAGGGAAAAAAAAAUUCUGACAUUGCAUUGAACAUAGUUUUAUAAAUUAAUGAUUGUCAUUUCAAGUGUUGCAGACCAAUAAUCCUGAUGUAGCCCACAUGAGAUGGAGUGGCAAAAUAUCACUUUAAUUGAACUAUUAACAGCCCAUUAAAGUGGUCUGGGUACAGUGUCCCUGUCCUCUUCAUGCAAUGGUAAUUUAUAAUUACAUUGCAGGGUUACCUCCACCUCUAGUGGUUGUCUAACUGACACACUGUUGGCAAUUCUGGGCCGUUAGGCACUGUUUGGUUGCCUAACUUACAAUGGCAGGGAAAUUGGCAAAAUUUAGUCAGCAGCAGUCUAGUGUAUUGGACUAUCUGUAAUGGCAAUUACACAUGAACGUUGGGAAGAUAUGUUACAAUCUUACUGGGGUAUUUACUAUAGCGUGAAUUGCGUAUGGCCAGAGUAGCCAAAUUAAAAGCAUAACGUUCAUAUUUUUUUUUAAUUUCAUCUUGACAUUCAUUUUGAAUUUCACCUUAAUGAAUAACCAAAACAACUUUAGCUCAAUAAAUACAAUUUUAUGGUUUCUUACCAUUUAGCAGGUAAUCCAUUUGGUUUAUACAGCCACAGUCACACCUCCCUGAAUAUGCCUUACACAAUCUUUCUAAAAAUCUCCUGUACAUCUAAUGUUUUAACUUUAUUAUUAACCUUUAUUGCACAGUCUUUUUAAUUUAGGUUUAUCUAAACCAAGGGAAGGUGACCUUUGACACGCCAGAUGUUGGGGACUACAUCUCACUUAAUGCUUUGUCAGCAUUAUGGGAUUGUAGUUCACAACAUCUGGAUUGGCGAAGUUUCCCUUCCCCUUGUUUAGACUGAGGCAAGAGAAUUUUAACAGGUACUGUAACCACUAACGGGCACUAUAGUAGUUAUGUCAGGAGUUCUUUGGUGUUGUCACAAGGUAUGUAGUCAGUUUUCAAAUAGUUUGUCACUUACGUGGUCCACUUGGUACUCACUGUCCAUUCCUCUUCAGAUAUAGUUAAAGGACCACUAUAGUGCCAGGAAAACCAACUCGUUUUCCUGGCACUAUAGGGUAUUUAGGUUUCCCCCACCCUCAGGGUCCCACUCUCGCUGGGCUGAAGGGGUUAAACACUUACCUUUCUCCAGUGCCGGGCUCCCUCGGCGCUGGGGAACUCUCCUCCCAACGUCAGUCCUGAAUGAGCAUGCCCAGCAAGAGUCGCACGCUCAUUCAGAAAGUCCAUAGGAAACCAUUUCUCAAUGCCAAAAUUGAGAAAUGCUUUUCUAUGGACUGUCUGAAUACGCACGCUGCUCUUGUCGCGCAUUCACCGCUGACGUCGGGAGGAGGAGAGUUCCCCAGUGCCGAGGGAGCCUGGCCCUAGAGAAAGGUAAGUGUUUAACCCCUUCAGCCCAGCGGGAGUGGGACCCUGAGGGUGGGGGGAACCUAAAGACCUUAUAGGACCAGGAAAACAAGUUUGUUUUCCUGGCAUUAUAGUGGUUCUUUUAUGUUCCUUUCUCGCUCCUAAAUUAUUUAGCUUGAGAAGUUAGACCACUUUAUGCCUACGUUCCUAUUCUCACUCUCUUUUCAGUUAAGUAUUUUUUAAUUUAUGUAUUUACUGGAGUUUUCAUUUUAUGGACAGUGUAUUGGUUACUUUUUUUUUCUGUAGUCAAAAUAAAUGACACACUGACUAUAGAUGGUUAAGAAAAUCAUGAUUGUAGUUUAGAUUAUUGGUAAGUAUUAUCAUUAUACAUAGGAUCACUGCAGCCCCCAAUACUCUCAAAUUCUGGUGUUGAAUGUUUCAGUCCUGGUCCAAACAAGUGCCAUUUCACAUUUAUUGUACAUGUGCAAACCUGUUUGGAGGACCAGUGGUUGACUGGGUGAGUUCAGCCUUUUAAUCAUUGUAAACGAUAUCAUUAAAGCAAAUACAGAUGAGUGCAUACAUGUUGUAAUAGGGAUCCAAAAUGUACAUUCUAAUAUAAAAUUAUAUUUUAUUAUGUAAAAAAAUUUCAAACAAAUCAUAGGCUAGCUCUGACUGUAUAAUAGCCCCACUAUAUGAAUGUGCACUUAACAAAAUGAGCGCUGUAGACUUGUGUCAAUGGCAGUUCUGGCAUUUUCAUAUAGUGGAGGCCAUUGAUACAGUUACAAUGUAUUCCUGUUUAGUAAGUGCACAUUCAUAAAGGUACACUAUUAUAUUGUAUGUCAGACAUAUUCUAUACAUUCUUUUUUUUUUUUUUUUACACAUAUAAUAAGAUUUUGUGCUGGACUUUACAUCUUGGAUAUCUAUUACUAAAGCCAGAGUAUUGGUUUGGUUUUGUGUUGCUUUACAGUUAAAUCUGAUUUAUGAGUGUCAGCUAGGGUUGGUUGUGGCUGCACCUGUUGGUGUUUAUUUCAACCACUGUAUUUUUUUAACCUUUUAAAAACUGUAUCAUUGAUAAGAAUACAGACAUUUACUGUAGAAACGGCAUUCAUAAAUUAGUUUCUGUUUCUUUAACAUGUAUUAGACGUGAGUGAAAUUUUGCUUGUAGUACAAUGACAUAGAUAUAUAAUCUCUCUCAAUUGUAUAGUAAUUGACAAACGAGAUAUGAAGAAGACCCUGCCCAAAUAAGCUUGCAAUAUGAGAAUUUUCAUUUCGUAUAUGUCCCCUGUGUGUUCGCGCCAUAUCCAAUCUUCUUUUAAUGAAAAGCUAAAUGUUUCUAUUGAAUAAAGCAAGGCCAAUGCAAGAUCAAUCUCCAUUACAGAGUGUGCUGAUCUAAUUUUCUCAGACAACGAGCAUGGCCCUGUUGAGCGAACCAGAUACUUCCGCAGGAGAAGACCCGGGUGCUGGGUAUGGAAAGCUGGCAUCUUGGAAGGCCCACAUAAUUUCCCAAACCAUAUUAAAACGGUUUGACAAACAGCUGUUGGACAGCACUAGAGCACUCCUUCCUACAUAAUCACUACAGUGUGCUUUAGGGUGUAAAGUGCUUGGCAUACACAUUUAAUGCUAUAGUACGGAAUCGUGUGCAGGUAUCCAAAAACAUAUUGGACAAAUUAUUAGAAGGGCAGGGACACUUGAGAAAGCGAUGAACAGAAGGAAAAUAAUGAGGUGAAAAAAUGGACAAAUGGGUGCUCACUCAAUGACUUUAUUCUCCAUAGAGUCUAAAGGUACAAUGGAUAUUAAAUCAAUAAGGAGCACAACCAAACCAACUGCCAGACAAUUUUAUUGUAUAUACUCUACACAUUUACGUUCAAAGGGAAUAAUAUCUAUGGAAAAUGUACUAAACCUGCUGCCAAACUUAGGGUAAUCGAUCACUAUGCAUAAGGAGAAAACACGCCUAACGUUUGUCAAGGGAGCAUUAUACAUGUGUAAAAUAUAUUCGUUGCCCUACAGGCAACAUGGGGGACUGAUGGGAAAACGGUACUUUUUACCCGUGGUAUGUAGGGAUGCACCAAAUUUUCAGAUGGAAAUGGGUCUAUCAUAUUUCAUCCGAAAACGAGUCAAAUUAGUUUUUUAAAAAUAAAUUUCUUUUUUAAAUAUAUAUAUAUUUUUGUAGUGCAUAGUUUAACAUACAUGCUUGCAUUGACAAUUGAGAUGAUUAUAUAUCACAAUGAAAGAUAGUAAUGAUAACAUGAAAAGUCAAGAAUACUGUGCUAUGGGACAAGGGAGGGGGGAAAAGAACACUAUGGGACAGAGGGGGGGCACUAAGGAAAAAGAAACACUUGGGUUGGGGGGACCACUAAAACAAAGGGGUGAAGGGAAGUUUUUCAUAUUAGUUUAAAAUCAUUAAUAAUUCUAAUAAUAAAAUUAUAGGAAAAAAUUAAAUUUUUAAUAUCAUUUGGGGAAAAAAGUAGGUUUCGGUUUCGGCCCAGAAUUUUCAUUUUGGUGCAUCCCGAGUGGUAUGAUAGUGACAGUAUUUUAUUACAGGGACAAUAAGAAACAGGAUAUUGCACCACCAUAAUCCCGCCGUCUCCCUCCGUCCUCUACCUAUUCCACAAGCCAUAUUUAACUAUAUAGCAAUUUAGAUACAUUGUGGCAUACGUUUGUAUAGUAGUAUCUUUAUCAAAUACACUGAGUACAUGUACUCGAUUUUUUUUUUUUAUUGUAGCUUCAGUUGGUCUUACUUUGAUCUAAGCACCAGUGAUUUAUCAGUCUCCUUGAGGUCUAAUUAUAUUCUCAUUGUUUUUAUAUUUAUCCAUGUAGUGGGUUGUCUACAAUAUACCUAACAAUUUGCCUUUAUUGUUCAGUGUAUGUAUGUGUGUGUAUAUGUAUGUGUGUGUGUGUGUGUGUGUAUAUAUAUAUAUAUAUUUUCAACUAUUUAGUCAAUAUUUUGUAGACAUACCCCUUACUAUCUCUUGCAGUUGAUCAACAUUCACUUUAUCUCAAUUUAUUUUGCUGUUUUCGUAGUGUGUGUGUGUGUGUGUAUGUGUGUAUAUGUAUAUGUGUGUAUGUAUGUGUGUGUGUGUGUAUAUAUAUAUAUAUAUAUAUAUAUAUAUAUAUAUAUAUAUAUAUAUAUAUAUAUAUAUAUAUAUAUAUAUAUAUAAUAUUGUCUCUUUAUACACAUUAGGCGGAUUAUUCCAUCUUUUUAUAAACAUGAUAUAUUAAAUUAGAUUUUAUUAUCCUGUUAGUAAUAGGAACCAUCUUUUUACUCUUUCCUUUUCACCUCACGGAAAACUUAUUUUCCAAGUUCCACCUAUUUGAUUUGUUAAAUUGAGGAUCCUUCUGUUUCUUUUAUUAAUGUUGACAAGCACCGGGCAAAUACAUCUGUAAGUUGGAGUGCAAUACUAUUUUGUGUGUGUGUGUGUGUGUGUGUGUGUGUGUGUGUAUAUAUAUAUAUUUCAAAGGCCUGUAUUUGUGGGAGGAGUUAGCAUUCCUAUAUAAACCCACAUCUCCAUCAAUGGCGUUCAGUUCAUCCCACCUCACCCUUCUCCUUUCAAUUCAUUUUACUGGGUGCACCUCUUUCUAUCCUUAUGUAGGUUUCUGCCAACCACUACCGAUUUGUUCCAUCAAUGUUUAUUAUAUGGCUUUAAUGUUACCGACCACAAAUAUAUGAUUUUAUAUAUAUAUAUAAUUUUUUUUUUGGUGUGUGUGCUUCUUAUUGAUUUAAUGUCCAAAACAUAUAUUGGCAUGUACCUGCACAUUGGGGAUUGUAGGAUGCCGGUUGCAUAGUUUGUGAAUGAGUAGCUUGCAGCUUCGUCCCUUUUACAUUCUACGUAUUGAGUAAUGAGGAGCCUCAGGUUAGUAUAUGUUUAAUCUCUACACUUUUGAUUUUGACAGUGCAGUGUAUAUAUUGAAUGAAAUGACAAAUGUAUCAGUCUGUGUGUAUAAAUCUUUUGCGGUUGACAGUCACUUUAUUAUGCAGCUAUGUUUAAUUUUUAAGCUUUUAAAACCUAAAAUAACAUUUCAUUACUGUACUAUUGUUCUAUAGGCAGUGCUAGUUGUGUAUCAGAGCAAAAACAAAGGAAACAAUAUUGAGAACGUUGAAGACAAUGAAAUUGCCUACCCACUUCCCACUCCCAGGCUCACUGUGUAACCUUGUCAAUACGCAAUUGCAGAGAAGAAAUAUUUGGCUGUUUGAGCUAAAAUGGAUUAGCUGAAUAUGUAAUUGUCUCUGUGUAGGGCCUUGCUAUUAAUAUGACUUCCUGUAAUGAGACAGAUACUACAGCUUAUUGUUCUCCUGCAGGCUAGUUAUGCAUGCUUGCUUGCUAAAUAGGUUGAUGGAUUUAGUAGGAUCCUGAUCUCUUGGUGUUACUUACUGCUCUGGGAGCAUGGGAAGAGCAAGAUGAAGGCGCUUUUUAAGUUAAAGAUAGAUACUCCCUCCAUGACUUGCCAAAAUGUCUGAGCGAUGGGACACCGUUACAGAGGCUUCGUCUCAGCAAGUGAAAAUGAAUUGAGGCUUUUGUCCUCUGACAACUCUUGGGAGCAGGAUGAGGAGAAAGUGUCCAGCAGAUAAAUGGCAUGCUUCCCCUGGUGAGCUAGAGAUAUCUAAAGUAGCAAGGCUUCUCAAAGCAAAACACUGGCGGCGUUUAAUCUUUCCUGGGCUAGAAGCAAAUACCUUUUAGUAAUAAAAAUGACUACAAGCUUUAUAAGGGAAGACUGUGUAAUAUCGAAAAUAAGGAUUUCAUAGAUUUAUAGUGAUCUUGCUUAUAGAUGAUUUACAUCGUAGAACACAGGUCUGUUGUCUCAGGUGAUUUUUUAUUUUAUUUAUUUUAAUUUUUAGUAGCCUAUGUUUUUGGAUAAUUUCAUUUUUACCAGUUGUAGUUUUAUGAAUUAUGUAGUGUUGGCCACCCUUGUUAUGGGUGCAUUCAUUGUAGAUUUUAGAUGUGCCUGACUCAUGUCCUACCCAUUUGUUUUAAUUUUGGUUUGCUUUAACACAUGUAUACCUGACGUUAAAGUUCUACUAUCCCUAUUUAGCCCCGCACACCUGGUCAGAAAAUUUUAAAGGUGUGAAGCCGUAAUUUAUUAGCCAAAUUUCAACUUCUAAAGUUUUAUGAUUGAUGGUUGAUAACCCUAACAAUAGCAGUCCCAGUAUUUCCUUGUACUUAACCCCUUUCAGUGGAGAAGGGUAUAAUCAAUGGCAUCUGAUUAGUUUUGCAAUAAGGUAGGAUAGUCAAGAUAUAUAUAUCUAUAUCUAUCUCUGAAAUGGUAAUAUUUAAAAAAAUUUUUUUUUUUUAAAGUGCUAUCUGACUGUUUCUCAUUCCUUUUGUAUAUGUAUGUAUAUACACACACACAACUUUGGAGACCAGACAGAUCUGGGUUUUAAUUUUCGCAUUAAUGCUGCAGUGUUCACAGCUUGUAAUGACCAGGGUAGCUGGAGACUUUUCUAGGAAGAAUUACAGAAACACUUAUUUCCUGCUGCCUGCCUGCCCUUGCCAUAGUUUUAUAAUAAGCUUUAUUUGCUGUGACAUCCACUAGUACCUGGCUUGAUUUCCGUAUUGCUUGCUGCAGUAAGUGAAAUCUGUGGCUGAGAAGCUGUAGGGCAGAAAUGUACUGCUCAGUUUGUCACCAAUAGUACUGAUGUGAGUGACGCUAAGAAGAUGGGACAGAUUAGAGUGGCCUUAGGGGUGCUGUAUGCAGACUUUAACUCUCCAAAGUAGUUCAAAAGACGUUGUGUAAUCAUGUGCAUGGGAGGGGGGAGUUUGUUUGGUCUCUUAACCAUCUUGUUGCUGACAUGAAUCCUCUCCUAGAGCAAGGAUUGCGCUGGCAAUACCACCAACAGAUGUAUAGAUUAAAGAUACCUAAAGAACACUUACAACGAAUGCAGUAUUAGUGUACGCUUAAUCACAGCUUCUAAGCGUGCUAAUCAUUCCGUAUGCUAUUAAAGGCGCGCUCUAAACAUCAUGACCGUGAUAAUAUAAUCGUUAAGGAAUGGUUUCAAAUAUAACAUAGCUGUUUGCGUUUAAAUCAUGGCUUUCAUUAAAAUAAAAGGUAUUAAGAGCUUUGGUGAUGAUCAACAAAUAUACCAGCUUUAAAAUCAUUUUAGUUCAUGAGCUACUGCUUACCCCAAUCUAUUAUAGAAUUUAAUUCCCAGUAGAUGUGAAUGGCAGCUAACAUGUCCAUACUCUUUAUAUGAAAUGUUUAAAGCCAACAUUUAGUGGGCAGUAGUAACAUUUUAGGAGCUAUGUCUUCUGGGGUUUGUCAACCACUGAUCUAUUGUUUCAUUAAAAUUACUAGCAGCUUAAUCUAUUUACUACUGUUGCAGAACGACUGACACGAGCAUCAAUACAGAUCAUGUUCUUUGUUACUCAAUCUACGUAUACAGUUUUUCUUGUAAAAGAUGUGGCCUCAAGAACAAGGCGCACAUUUUUGUGAAAAACUACGCUAACUGUUAACCCCUUAAGGACAAAACUCCUGGAAUAAAAGGGAAUCAUGACGAAAUAUUUUCGUCAUGUCCUUAAGGAAUUAAUAUUGCACUUUGUUUACUUGGCUGGAGAGGUUUUUGAUGCAUGUUCUAAUAAUAAAAAAUAAAAUUCACCGUACACAAUUGUUUGUUUUUAUUUUUGGAUAUUUAAAGCUGCAAGAAUAGUCACACCAGGAGACUUUGCAAUCAUAUACACCAAGAAUGCUUGCCGGCCAUUGCUGAUGGUUAGCCAUUUUGGAGGACAUGGUGAAAACUUGUGGAGGACAUGGUGAAAACUUGUGGUAGUUAAAGCACUGGUGUUGUAUGUAUUGUGCAAGAACAAGUCUUUUUUCCCAUCAGUCCUAUUGAGAUAUUGCACAAUCGCUGCUAUCUUCAGCUCCUUGCUCUUCAUGCACAAGAAUACAUUGAUAACUACAGAGAAUCCUCUAAAGACCAAGUCUCACUGUCUGUGAGAAGUCCGAUUCCCACAGCAGUCGCUACUGAAAGCUUUGGGAAUUGAGAAAACGUGCCAACGGAAGCCUUGCUUUGUCAACUUCAGACUUUACCACAAUACAAACCAGUCCCCAUAACGUCUUGUACUUUUUGACUGCGUCGGAAUUUGAAUGAAAUUCCAGCACGGUCAAUGUGAGUAUUCUGUGUUUAUGAAAUUCUUAUUUAUGGUCUGUGGCAGAGCCACUUGAAGUAAAACGUGCAGGUCAAAAGGAUUACAAAAUACAUAUAGGAUGCUACUAAAAUAGGAGUUCUCUGUAGGUUAUUUUAUUAAUAUUGCCCAAGUGUGUCCCAGCACUGUACUUGUUUCCAGUUAAUCCAUUCCUCUUCUAACCUAAACAUCUGUCCUUGUUUCCAGUUUUGCAGUCCUUGCUGCGCAUCGGAUUGCAACUCUUUUUCACCUAAAAUAUUACUGGAUAAAAUGGAGUUACAGCGUCAUAAAGAUGCUGACUGUAGUACUAUCUCUGCUAUUUGAACAGGCCCAUAAAAAAAGCAGAUUUAAUCAGCAGAAAUGUGGCUGUUCCGUUAAAAGGGCUGUAAACUUAACAGAUACAAAAGCCAUGUCCUUUAAAAAAAUUUUUUUUUUUUUAAAGCAAAAAUAUACUUGCACCAAGGCCAAGUAUAUAUUCUUCCCAUGUUUGUCUCUUUUCCCCUAAUACUGUGUAGAACCAAUAGUUGUUAUUCACUGAUUUGUAUGUAGUCUUUUCAACGUAAUGAUUUUGAGUGUUUAUUUUUUUGAGUACUCUGAAUAAAAUGGAUAUUAAACUGUGGCUGUAUGAUGCGGAAUCCAGCCAUUGGCAACAUAUGAUUUUUAACAGUUUUUUACUUAUCUAUGUAAUAUGUAAAGAAUUAACUCUACAGGUGGAUAGGUCAUUAUUCUUUUGGGCCAUGUGAGAUUUCUUAAAAUUUUUUUAAUAUAUGAGGAUAUAGACAGAAGUGUAUAAAGUAUACGGUGCUUAUCAGGAUCUGUCCCGCCAGUAAAUAAACCCCCAAUGACAAAUCUGGAAAGAACUGUCCUAAUCUGUCAAAUUGCUCGGGAGCUUUACUCUCUGCUGGCUACAUCUAGAUAUCCAUUACAAAGCCUUAAUCUCAUCACAGCCACACGAUUGCUUCCCGACAGCCUAGUAAUGACAUCUAAUGCCCUGCUGCUCGAACAAUUGGUGUCCCGGAGUGGUUGGAUAGAAUUUAUUCUACACCGGUGAUACACUCAAGGUGCGCUGCCUUGGCGGUUUCUAUGGAAAUGAACGGUAAUGCCCCUUUUUUUUUUUUUUUUUUUGCAGAUUGCAUGUUGGAAGUGUUGUGCUUAACCCUCAGCACUGAGAAAUCACAUUACAAUACAAAAGAAUGUAAUUCCUCCAGAAAAGAAUGUCAUGACGGUUUUAUUUGAAAUGCAAAUGCUGCCAUUUAAAGCAUUCUUGUAGCUCUCUCCUCUCCAUCAGUUGAACAAAAUCUGGUUCAGAUAGUCUUAUCCAUGCGCACAUCAUGUAAAAUAUCUAUUAAGUAAAUGUUCUUUACCAGACAUGUGUACUGCAUUAAUGACGGUGGGAUCUUAGAGAUAUAUAUAUAUAUGUAUAUAUAUAUGUGUAUGUGUGUGUGUGUAUAUAUAUGUAUAUGUAUAUAUGUGUGUGUAUAUAUGUGUGUAUGUAUGUAUAUGUGUAUGUAUGUAUAUAUAUAUAUAUAUAUAUAUAUAUAUAUAUAUAUAUAUGUGUUGAUACCUUCACCAAUAGAAACUGAAAAUAAAACUACAUAGAUUUUACAUCUAACAAAAAACCCACCUUUUCCUUAAAGUGGACAUGUCAUUCCCCCCCAUCCCUUGGUACUUGUCUUAUAUUUAGUAUCUUUUGCUGGAUCUAAAUAGCGUGGUGCAGUCAUUUUGUUGUCUCAUACCCAUGAUGUCUGCUGUUUGCCCUUCUGUGGGAUAGGAUUUUGGGUAAAUUUGAUUGGCAACUGAAACACAACCUUGCUUUAUUUCACCCACUGCCACCUUGACUGCUAGGCAAAAGUUUGAAAAAGUAGUUUGGAGAGAGAAAAAAUGAGAUUCAGACGUGGAACGAAGAAACAGAUUAGACAAAGUUGUUUAAUAUUUUUUUUUUUUUUGACAGAUUUGCUUUAAAUAGUUCUGAGAUAUAUAGUGUAUAGUAAGAACAAUAAGAUUAUCUAGCAGCAUAUUAGGCACUUUCACAUGGGUGAUGUAAAUUUAUUUUCGAUGAAAUUCUUUGAUAACCUCUUCUACCAAGGAUCUGAUUAUAGGGUUAUUAAUUACACUGAUAUUACUGUGGUCAUUUUUUUGUUUUUAAGGACCACAUUUUUUUGCUUAUUGGAAAAGUUUAUAAAAGCACAGACCUCUGAUUUAAUUCCUGGUUACGUCCCCCCACUUUACCAAGGAGCAUAGAACAUGAUUGAUGACCUAGUAGCUUGCAUACUGUAAAAACUGUUUGCCGCUGUCCUUGAGUGUGUUUGAUGGGUAAUAGCCAGGCCUUUUAUAAGAAUUACAGCUACUAGCUGACAGAAAUAAAAUAGCUGCUGGCCUUUUCCCUGGUCUUUAUUGUGCACUUUGAGGAUUGGAAGAAUGUGUCCUGGCCACAUUAAAUGUUUUGCUGCCAGGGCAGUCUUUAUUGCCCCCUGGUAUUGAAACAGUUAAUCUUCUGCUGGUUGUGCCACCUCUGGCAUAUGUUCCAGUAAGUAUGAGAAACUGCCUGUGACACACAAAUGUCAGUGUAAUUUUCUGCUCUCUGCCAUGCUGUCACUAAAGUUAUUUAGACUACACGUUUCCAUACAGGCUUUGGCGGUUUCCUGUUCCUUCUCAUCGCACCAACAGCCCCCUCUGAAACCAUUAAUUUCUGCCGGCUAAUGGAAUUUCAUGCUUUGAAACGAGGAGCUCUUAUCGCAAGCCUGAGAAGUUAUUGGGACUCCUAAGCCCCUGCUGCAAAAACGCACAAUGUGUUUGCAGGCUCAAAGUAAUAUUAUUUGCGGCUUGGUUACAAAUGUUUAUUUAAACCACACGUUUCUCAUUAAUUUUAUUUGAAAACCCAAAAUGACCCCACACACAAAUGGGAUUGAAGAGGAAUUUCUCUUAAACAUAUGCAGUUUUGGUUCUCUGUUUAUAUUGUCGGUCAUUUGAUUUUCUUAAGUGCUGCGUUACCUGAUGUUUUUAUUUUUUGUUCUGUUAAGAAAUUCAACAUUUUAUACUGUUAUUUUAAAAUUUUAAAGGUAAAUCAUGAUACGUUGGUGGAAUGUUGUAUGAAGGAUUGAUAAAUUAAAAGUCCUAUGUUAGUGCAGCCAUUUUUAACGCAAGGUGCUUAAAAAGUUCACAUUUGUAUUGCCUCUGUAUCGUCAUUCAUUUCCCCUUUUUCACAUGCUGCUUUUUGAUUGGUUUAUUAUUUUUAAAUACAAUAUGUAAAAUAGAGUAGACACAGUUUGUCCUUAUGUAUGAUUGUCAAGCUGACAAAGCUUUGCCAAAUCUGUCAUUGCUGGUCUCUAGAAAUACUCUCAUCCUUCCGGAAUCUUGUCUUGCAGAAUCUUUCUGAGCAAGUGUUCUCUGGGCUUGUUUGACACGUGUGGGAGCUGGGUUAUAAGCACAUGCCCCAUAAAGGGCAGAAGAUGCCACACAAAGCACAUCAUUAGGAUAUCGGAAUAAUAUCCUUGAAGUUGUUACUGUGUCUGGAGGGGUUCUUUAACAACUAACGUGUUCCAUAUGAAAGCACAUUGUGCAUUCACUAUACGUUGUACAGUAUCCAUUCUGUUGAUUUGUAUUUUUAUUGUCAGAGGAUUAAUCAUUAUGAAAGACACAACUGGGCUCUGUCCAAGCUUCUUUUUUUUCACCAUUCCCAGAAGCUGCUGUUUUUCUGUGUGCUUAAUUUUCAGAUGAUUUUGGGAUCUAGGAAAGAAGUGUUAAUUUAUUUUGAUAAGUGUCAAAUUAUGUUAAAGUUGUUGCAGUGACUGUGACAAUUAUUUGUCCUAUGUUGGGCAAAGUGGGUUGUGUCCAAAAGGGACUGUCCCUUCUCAAGCAGAGUGUUUUACAGUAUGAUAAUCAAACCUGUUUAUUAAAGGGACACUGCUGGCAUUUCACAAGGCACUGGAAAGUCUAGACUGCUUUUUAUCUGCUGGGGUAUAGUUUUCUUUUCUUUUUUUGCUCUGUUGUGGUAGCUGUAGCCCAGUUCUUGCCAUUCUAAAGUUUGCUUCUGAGUAAACUCAAUAUUCCUAUAGGAAAUUGAGUAUCAUGACUGACUGAAUCUCUUCUUUGAUAAGAACUUCAUGCAGAUCCUAUAAACUGGAGAUCUUGCAUCAAUUUUUAAUUUUGAUGUUUUUUCAUAUCUCUAUAUAAUGCGUUAUAUAGUAUGGGUUUACGAGAUCUCACAAGGUCAAAGGUUAUUAAAUGGUCGUUCCAGCCAGAGACCAGUGUUUUUUAAGAAAACGCCAGUAAUGGUUAGUGUCCCUUCAUAUCCUGCCCUCCACUAAAAUUUUUUAUAAAAUGUAAAAAAAAAAUAUAUAUAUAUAUAUAUAUAUAUAUAUAUAUAUAUAUAUAUAUAUAUAUAUAUAUAUAUAUAUAUAUAUAUAUAUAUAUAUAUAUACACACACAUAUAUACACACACAUAUAUAUAUACACAAGACAAGUAUAGUGGCACUCAACCUUUCAAUGAAUCAGUAAAAGACUGCCUAGGUGCAAUCCCACGCUAGAUAUGUAAAGCGAAAAGGAAAGAGAUGCACUCUCAGGUUCUUUGGUCUUAUAACCCUUGGAAGUCUCCUGCACCCCAAGAAAUCCUAGGUGGGGAUUAAUCCACCUACGCUGAUACAAAAGAGCAGUUGGUCUGCUCUCCAUUUGUAAGUACAAUUUCAUUUACUUAUAUAAGAAACAAUCAUACAGUGGGAACUAUCGGUUGUCUUUUUUUUCUCUUCCUUGAGAAUUGGACACCAGUGACGGAGAGGUACUCUCCACAUACCACAUAUCCCAUAAGUGGGGAUUAUACCGUUGUACGCGCUUUUACCCUAGAGCUGGACAUAAGCUCUUGUAAAUGUGAGUUCUCUACAAUUAUUUUUCCAUCACGUCCAUAUUUGAACUAUACAUAUUGCACUAUUGGUUGUCCUUCUUUUAUUUUCCAUAUAAGUGGAAGCAGUACAGUUUACAAAGACUUCACUAUUCAUCAACUUCCUCAAAGACCAUUUGCAAGGACACAUAAGUUGGAUUCUCUUUUAUUUUUGUACUUUGCUUAUAUAUUAUAUUUUAUCAUACUUUUUUAUUAUUGUGGCGCAGCCUUAAUUUAUUUAUUUAUUUAUUUGGCUAAGCCCAAUAAUUCUACCAGACGUGGAGUUACACCUCCGUAGGGGUUAAAGUCUGUAUGUGUAGCAUUUCCUAGCAAAACGCUGCACACACAGGCUCUAGGAACCAUUGCCACUUCAAAUGACUGAAGUGCUCAUGGUGCUUGGAGUAACCCUUUAACUAAACUGUGAAUUGACAAGACUUCAAGAUGACUUUGUUUCUUUCCUAUAUAGCCAAAUUAUUAAACCUUGUAAUAUAUAGGUGUCAAAUCAUGCAUUUUCAAUUUGAGAGUUUACCAUGUUAUGAGGCAUCACUAUAGUAGUGAUAUCCUCCUGCUGACCUCUUCCUAGUGUCUGCUACUGCCCGCUACUAGAGGUUAGCUGGCAAUCAUUGGUAUGCUCAUGUACACCCCUCCUAAUUAGUGUCUUGUGAUGGCUUUGUCAUUGUACAUUUCUUGAAUGACCUCUUGUGUUUAUUAAUGAGGAAAAAGUUAAAAAUCCAAGUUUUAACGUUCCUUUCACAAAACAGACUUGUAUGAUAAAAUGACACCUUUGUAAGAUGACAAUAAAGGAAGCUUUUUGUCAAUGCGUUCUUAUCACAUUUAAUGCUGCUGAAAUCAAGCUGUUUCGAAGUCGAGAACUGUGUAAAGCAGAGACCUGUAUGACAGAUGUUGGGUACAGAGGUUAGGCUGAUUGGAACCACUCAGAUGAAACAAAUUCUGCCAGUUCCUAAAAGCAACAAAAGGAGACGUCUGCCUGACUGUAAAAGUGGGCUGUUUUUGUGAUAUACAAUAGGGAAUCACAUACAUUAGCAGGCAAGAAUUGAGCAAAAAGUCUUUUAGAUGCACAGUUAAGAAAUUGGCUUUUACUGGGUAACGUUGGGUGGUUUUUAUUUUUAUAAUUUUUUUUUUCCCAUUUAUCUUCUGUUGCCAUGGUGCCCAUAAAUUGUUAACUGUAUUUUAUUUCUCCCAGUAAGCAGUCAAUUGGUAUGAUGUGGUAGUGGCCAAUUUAGCAUUAGUAUUCAGAGGUUGGUGCAUAUAAUGCAAUGCAUAGUGACUGCAGUAACUGUUGUCUUACCUGCGAGAUGUGAUCCUAAGUGAGAUACUAGUAGAUGUGUAUGUGCUUUGGGACGUUUGCGCUACCAUCCAUUGGCCAUCAGAAGGCAGCUUUGAUUAAAGUUAUAUGCUCCAUUUGAGCGAGUUUAAAUUCAGCGUUGGCAUUGUGAUCCUCCGGUACAAUAUUCGAUGAUAACAUUGUAAUCUUAUGGCUGGCCAUGUGUCAUGGGAAUUCUUUUUCAGAAACCACUGGGGCUUACUGACUUAGUGAUAUUUUUACAUUACGUACAAGACACUGUAAAAGGAUACAGUUUCCUUGUAACAUUAAGCUUUUUAACAGACGGAAAGAAUGUUCUGGUGUCUUACAGCAGUUUCCUUCUCAAGAUAGUAAACGGAGCGAUUUCACAUAUCGAAUUCUGUUUAGAACACAUUGCCCGUUCCACUAAUGAAAGGCAUCAAAAUCAAUUUUUUGGGGUUUCUGAGAGCUGGCAGGGAUUGAGAGUUGAAAAGUUUAGGAUGGCAGAUAGAGGCUAACUGACCUUUUCAACUUCAGGUAAACAAUAAGUUGGUUGUAUACGGUAUAUUCUGAUUCCUGGAAUUUAUGACCUGAAUAUGUCAUUCCCUACAUGUGAUUUAAAUCCGUGCUGUCACUUGAGUUUUCUUUCGUGAUAACAUCUUUAUGAAAAAAGCUUAUAGACUGCUGGGGGUUUCAGUGAAGAUAUUUACAUGAGACAAAGUAGUUCAGAUUACUGUUUUUUUUUGUUUUUUUUUUUUUUACAAAAUAUAUACAGUCUAUCCUUGUAUCCCUUAACGAUAAGUAAAAUUACCUAUACACUCAUUAUUGAAGUGUAUAUUUGCCAAAUUAGAAUUGCUAACUGGUCCAGAAGGACUUGUCUAUAGCAUCAUUGUUCAGAGGGCAAUGUGAAUGCCAUACCACCAUAAUAGAAUUUGUUAUUGCCGCGUCAUGUCUGUUCCCUAAUCAUACAUCCCUAGUAUAGUGAUGUCUGUUUCAAUAUACUUGUAUACUUGUCUGCAUGCAUUUUUCGGAAAUCUACUCAUGGGUUUUGCAGGCUGUAUAUACUGUUCUUUUCCAUUUUGUAUUGUUGAUAUGGAAGUCACAUAUACUGUACAUAGUAUAGUGUCUCUGUGACCCAACAGGUCAUUUAUAAACAAACACUUAACGGUGUCCUUCAUGACUCUUGUGUGUCAGCCUGGCGCUGUAUCCCUGGUUUUGCAAGGCACUCAUGCUGUACCAGUUUAAUUAUGCCUUCAUUUUUAAAGGACCACUAUAGUGCCAGGAAAACAUACUCGUUUUCCUGGCACUAUAGUGCCCUGAGGGUGCCCCCACCCUCAGGGUCCCCCUCCCGCCCGGCUCUGGAAGGGGGAAAGGGGUUUAAACUUACCUUUUUCCAGCGCUGGGCGGAGAGCUCUCCUCCUUCUCCCCUUCCUCCGUUCCACCCGUCGGCUGAAAGCGCACGCGCGGCAAGAGCUGCGCACGCAUUCAGUCGGUCGGUCGCAUAGGAAAGCAUUUACAAUGCUUUCCUAUGGACGCUGGCGUGCUCUCACUGUGAAAAUCACAGUGAGAAGCACGCAAGCGCCUCUAGUGACUGUCAAUGAGACAGCCACUAGAGGCUUUGGGGGAAGGCUUAACCCAUUAAUAAACAUAGCAGUUUCUCUGAAACUGCUAUGUUUAUUAAAAAAUGGGUUAACCCUAGCUGGACCUGGCACCCAGACCACUUCAUUAAGCUGAAGGGUCCUUUAAAUAAACACCCUGGUAUAAGGUAACAGAUUGUUACAGACAGAUUGUGUUAACUUUGUAAUAUCUUUGUUACCCUUAGAUACCAUAUUUCCUUCUAGCUUAAUGCAUGUCUAGAAGUCUAGCUGCCGGCCUAGAAUGUUUUGUUAGAAUUCCAGAAUGCUUUGCUAGCAGGGACACCUUUCUAGCCCAACGUCCAUUACGGCCCUCUUGACGCAUUUGAAUUUACAAAAUUCUUAUCACAUUUUGAGUAUCUUGCUGGAAGUUGCUGACUAGCACCACUUAAACCGUUUGUUUCUUUCAGUAAAUACCUCUGUGGACUGAUGCAUUGCUUUUAUUUCUUACAUGGACCUAAUUUACAGAGAACCGUAACGUAUUGUGGCAGAUUUGACUACACAACCCAGUGCGUUUGUCACUACUCUCACAAAUUGUUACAACACACUGCUUAUUUAACACGUCACAUAUUAACACUGCUGGCAAGCUUGACAAGCUAAUCAGGUUUGUGCGCCUUUCUAUCUGAAAGAUGACAAAUAUCUUGUUAUAGCGAACUGAAGCUAAUAAUAGGCCUUUUCAGUGAUAGUUAAGGUUUGGCACUAUACAGUCUUUUAUGUUAAUUUUAUUUAGUUUUCUUUCUUCCCUGGAGUUAACAGUCAUCUUUCUAGUUACCUCUCAUUCUCAUAUUAUUCCAUACUGGUCGGUGAACAAAUCCAAUUCUAGACAUUUGUCUUCAAAACUAUGCAUAGUUUCCACAUUGAAAUGUUGUCCUGAGCAUCACAUCACAUGCACUUACAUCAUGUAUAUGUUUUUGAUUGAUUAUGUGGUUGUUUCAGUAAAAUUGCAUAGCAACAUAUUGGCAGUUUUUAACCCCUUAAGGACACAUGACAUGUGACAUGUCAUGAUUUCCUUUUAUUCCAGAAGUUUGGUCCUUAAGGGGCUAAAGGGACAUUAUAGUCACCCUGACCACUUCAGCUCAAUGAAGUGUUCUGGGUGCCAGGUCCCCCCCUGGUUUUAACCCUUCACAUGUAAACAUAGUAGUUUCAGAGAAACUAUGUUUACAUUUGGGGUUAAUCCAGUCUCUAGUGGCCAUCUUCCUGACAGCUGCUAGAGGCGCAUCUGCGAUGCUGGAUGCGAAAUUUGCAUCCAGCGUGCAGAACGUCCAUAGGAAAGCAUUGAGAAAUGCUUUCCUAUAGACAGUUUGAAUGCGCAUGCUAUACUUGCUGCGCAUUCCGCUCCACUCGGGAGCUGACAUCGGCAGGUGAUGUCACCAGCGCCAAGGGAGCCCAGCGCUGGAUUAAGGUAAGCUGAUGAAGGUGUUUUAACCCCUUCACUGCCCUGGGAGGGGGGUGGGGGGCACUAUAGUGUCAGGAAAACCACUUUGUUUUCCUGACACUAUAGUGAUCCUUUAAUAAAGAUUGAAUCCGCUUUUAGCAUUACUAAAGCGAUGGAGAUCCAAUCUGUGACUUGUUUCCUUUAGUUUUUGUUUGCAGAAGGCAGGGAACUAUCAGACACGUUUUAUGAGCAUUGGAUAAAUGUAAGUGUUCUCUCCCUGCAGGUGGUGUUGAAGAUCAUUAAGCAUUACCAAGAAGAAGGCCAUGGAAGCGAGGUGGUUCAGGGGGUGCUGCUCGGCCUGGUGGUAGAUGACCGGCUUGAAAUCACAAACUGCUUUCCAUUCCCACAGCACACAGAGGAUGAUGCCGACUUCGAUGAAGGUAAUACAGAAGUCAACAGUUCGUAUCAUAUCUCUGGAGAAUUCCUUCCCAAUGCCCCUUACAGCAAAGCAGUUGUCAUAAAGAUGUGUUAGCAAAGAUUACUUUAAAAUAUGAACACAUCUCUUAAUUGGAUUUUUCCUAAUGUUCUACUAAGCAGAAAGAAACUUUUGUAUUAAUCUGUUGAACGAAAUUUAUUUUUAUUUUUUAAUACUUUUUAAUCCCAAAAUUUAUUUGUUUUUACCUGUUCAACACCAUCUCUAACUGUGGUUCUAUAGAUUACAUUUACAUGUAGCUGGACUGUUCACCUGAAAGCAUUUAAUUUGAUAAUUGCGCAGACUUAAGCUUUUUAUAAUGAUCAUAUUGUGGUAUAGAGGGAUAUUUAGAAAGUGCAAUCAUUGGGCAAGCUCUAAAAGUUCUGAUUGAGAUCGGAGACUAUCGGGUCAGUUGACUGCAGGAUUUAGUCACCUUCUGUUUACAGGCAUGUUGCAUAAUUUGAUGCAUAUACAGUGUGCUGACAAAAAACACACGCUAAUGCUGAAGUGAUACAAAGUAGCUUUAUCUACAUAUUAAGUCACCUGACCUAUGGCUUGCACGUUACACAGCACACAAAAUACUGACAUUUCAUGCAACUGAGUAUCUUUAAAUGCUCUCUCUUUAUUAUGGGGAGUGGGUGAGCUUUUUAUAAACGUAACAAAAUAUGUAAUUAAAAAUAAAAAUCAUUAUAUAUGACCUUUGGUACACCUUUAGAGUUGAAUCGGUGUUAAACUGGUAACAACAAUUAAACAGGAAUUAAAAAAACCUUUAUAUACUUGUGUGCAUGCACAUGGGUUAGAUGUACAUAGGAGAAUAAAAAUCCUAGAAAGAUCUGUUUUAAAUGCAAGAGUCACUUUCCCCCAGAUGUUUGUCUUGUGUAUGUGAAGCCUGAAAGACAAGCCAGCUUGAGGGAGAAAAAAAAACAAAAAAACCUUCCCUUGAGAUUUCCUAAUGCAGUAAGAAAUGAUUUAUUUCAGCCCAUUGAGGACAUAUGUAAUGCAGUAGAAAUGCUUCUGGUGCAAUUCAGUGCAGCGACUCAAGGUAAAAAAAACAUUAGUUAGAAUUAAAUACAGAGUAUUUUCAGACACGUCUACACCAAUGAUGGCUAGUCUUGGCAGCUCAGGUAAUUCUGAACUACUUAAAGGGGGCCUUGCGUCAUCAGACGUAAAGUUCAAAAUCUGGAAUGGAAUUGGAAUAUUUCUGUCCUAAACUCUUACUACGGUACUCCACAGACAUUAAACCUGUUCCCAGUGUAAUUAAAGUAUGUUGUGGAAAUAGAGGCUUUUCGUUCAAGGAAAUCUUUUCAUACUUUGCUGCAUUCGUAAGUAGUCACGGACUCUGUAGUCCGCUGUGCACAAAAUAGUUUGGUGUGAACAGACAAUCUGAUGGUUAAAUAGAGUAUGUAGGGAACGGCACUCCCUCCCAUCAGUCUGAGCCAGGGUGCUUUUGCUGUACCAGGAACCAAACUCCAAAUAUUGUAAAGAAGCUUGAUAAAAACCUAUAUGGUCGAAACGUUGCUCUGGUUCCAUUAAAGUGCCUAUUCUUUUGAACCAAGGAGUGCCUGGACCUUUAUUUUCUUUACAAAGUGAUAGUUAACACCGUAUGGCUACAAUCUGCUUAUUCAGGUGUUUCAUCAUUCAUCAGAACUAAAUGGAACUUCUGGUAUCUGGUCUACAACACAUAAACUGCUGGGAUUAUCUCUCACCCCCGAGGCUCUUUAUUGGUGGUCUCCUUUUGGUCUGAAAGUGGGAUGUGGUCCCUGUUGCUCACUUGUUUUGCAGCAAUAACUUAGCAAGUAAUUAAUUUUUAUAUUGUGUUUUAGAAUUUCUGUAUAAGGAACAACAAAAAAAUACAAAAAAUUAAAUAAGAAAUUUAUAAAUUACAACUUGCCACAAGUUGAGCAAAAUUUCCACUUGCCACUAGUUUUGGCUUGGCGUAUAAGAGAAUGAGAAUUUAGAUUUGGCAAAUAAAAUUUGAUCUGGAGAAAAUAAAUGUGUAUAUAUAUUUUUUAAAAAAAAAAAGUAAGAAUUUAAAUAUAAAUGCUGUUCAUGAUUUAACAAAGCAAAAUCAGUUUACCUCAAGCAAACUGUGGUAGAGGCUGCGCUGUGUGAUGUGACAGAAUGAUAAACAACCCUUUCUCCCACUGCACACAGUAUAGACCAUGCUGACUUCAUCAUAUCUUUAAUUUAGAGGACAUGGAUUUUCAGUGUAAAGCUACAGAAAGAUAAUUUUUUUUUAUUUUAAUUUUUCCUCUGUAGGGCUUAAAGGGUCUGUAGAAGCACACCAUAACCAUGCAUUAUUACAAAAUACAUGGUGCUUAUAGCUCCCUAAAUUAAAGAUGUUCACCCCGUAGAGCAAGAAUAUACCAUGUGAUGCAUUGCAGUGACCAUUUUCCUUUAACGUGGGGUUAAAAUAUUUUAAUGUUUUUUUGGCCUUCCUUUAUGUUGGCAUUUUCUGCUUACCGUAUAUACUCGAGUAUAAGCCGACCCGAAUAUAAGCCGAGGCCCCUAAUUUUACCCCAAAAAACUGGGAAAACGUAUUGACUCGAGUAUAAGACUAGGGUGGGAAAUGCAGCAGCUACUGGUAAAUUUCUAAAUAAAAUUAGAUCUUAAAAAAAUUAUAUUAUUUGAAAAUUUAUUUACAGUGUGUGUAUGAAUGCAGUGUGUGUAUGAGUGCAGGGUGUGUGUAUGAGUGCAGGGUGUGUGUAUGAAUGCAGGGUGUGUGUAUGAAUGCAGUGUGUGUGUAUGAGUGCAGUAUGUGUAUGAAUGCAGUGUGUGUAUGAAUGCAGUGUGUGUAUGAAUGCAGCGUUUGUGUAUGAGUGCAGUGUGUGUGUGAGUGCAGUGUGUGUGUGUAUGAAUGCAGUGUGUGUGUAUGAAUGCAGUGUGUGUGUGUGUGUGUAUGAAUGCAGUGUGUGUGUGUGGUGCAGUGUGUGUUUGUGUUGCAGAGCCUUGGUGGGGGGUGGGCAUUUUUAUAUAAAAAAAUUAUUAUUUUAAUUUUUUUGUUAUAUUAUUUUUUCUUUUAUUUAUUUUAUUAUUAUUUUUAUUAUUAUUGAUAAAUUAUUAAUGUAUUUAUUUUGUUGUCCCCCCCUCCCUGCUUGAUACAUGGCAGGGAGGGGGGCUCUCCUUCCCUGGUGGUCCAGUGGCAUUGGCAGUUCAGUGGGGGGAGGAGGGGGGCUGGCAGAGCUGUUACUUACCUCUCCUGCAGCUCCUGUCAGCUCUCUCCUCCUCCGCGCCGGUCCGUGCAGCUCUUCUCUCAGCUCACACUGUAAGUCUCGCGAGAGCCGCACUAUGACCCCGCGGCUCUCGCGAGACUUACACUGGGAGCUGACCGAGGUGCUGACCGGACCGGCGCGGAGGAGGAGAGAGAUGACAGGAGCUGCAGGAGAGGAAAGUAACAGCUCUGCCAGCCCCCAGUCUGUAUUAUGGCAAUGUAAAUUGCCAUAAUACAGACAGUGACUCGAGUAUAAGCCGAGUUGGGGUUUUUCAGCACAAAAAAUGUGCCGAAAAACUCGGCUUAUACUCGAGUAUAUACGGUACAUUUAUCUUUUUCAGACUGUUGCUGUAACUGUAUUUGUGGUCAAACCAUUCUGUCACCGGUGACAUACAAUGCAUGUCCUGGUAUAAUAGGUUUGCAUGGCUCCAGAAAUUACUCCAUUGUUUUUGAAUGGGGUCAUCUGAAAGCUGUCAUUUUGGGUUUGUCUCACAGGUUAUAGAUCAUUGGCGACUGACAAUGACUGUCUGAGUACUGUGGGAAAGCUUGCAAAGGUACAAAUGAAGCCAUCACUGAAAUACCUCUACUUUAAAACAGUUGAGCAGUUCUGUUAGUCACUAGAUGAGUAGCUCCUGAAAUGCAACAUGUGCAAUGUAAUAAACCAAUUAUCUAUCAAUUUAUUGACAGGACAAUUGAAAGGGACACUCAAAGUUCCAUACCCAGUACAACUAUUGUAGUGGUAAUGGUGUAAGGAUGCUGUGGGAGCAAUCCUACGGUUAUGGUUUUUUUUUCCUAAGGGAUUUUGAUAAAAACUUGAGUAGUCUGGCACCCCAGUGUCUGGCCUUCUACCUGCGGUGUGGUUAUGAGAUUUCACUUCCACACAAAUUGGACACAUGUUUAGAGAGUUUGGUAGUUUCAGAUGGCACUUCACGCAUUCAGCACCAGUAAUCUGACACAGGCUAGGGAUUGGGCUUUAUUAAAGGACCACUAUAGGCACACAGACCACUUCAGCUUAAUGAAGUGGUCUGGGUGCCAGGUCCAUCUUGGAUUAACCCUGCCUGCUUUAAACAUAGCAGUUUCAGAGACACUGCUAUGUUUACAUAUGGGUUAAUUCAGCCGCUAGAGGCGCUUCCGUGUUUAUCACUGUGUCAUGAUUCCCUUUUAUGCCAGAAGUUUGGUCCUUAAGGGGUUGACCGUGAUUUACAAAAUCCUAGCACCAUAACCACUACAGUAAGGUGUAAUGGUUAUUGUGCUUGUUCUUGUGUUGCUAUGUUUAAAAAAAAUAAAAUAAAAAAAACUUUCCCCCCAAGUAUGCAAUGUGCAGUUGGACAUAUAAAAAAAAAAAAACGAAAAAAAAACCACCUCCUUUUUUAGUUGUUUCAGCAGAUCCUUUAUUUCACUGCAAUGUGCAUCAAUCAGAUCCGUAUCCAGUUCCACAAUGCUGGGUCGUAAAAUCCAAUCUCAUAAGAAUGUUCUGGUUUUGAAGGAUGGUCUCCUUAAAACUAUUUUUUUUUUUUUUAUAUAAUCAUUGCUUCAAGUUUUAAAAGGAAAUAGAUUUAAAAAAAUAAAAAUGAAGUAUAUUGGGAAAAAAAAUAGAAAACCCUCCCAACAUUCCUACCCUUAGUAUAUGACCGGUUUAUUCAGCCAUAAACAUGCACCUUGGGUCUGACAGUUUUUGAAUACCGACAGUCUCUAUGGUUAGCUCUGCUUCACUCCCUGCACCGAAGCAGGGAGGACCAUAGAGACUCUGUUUUCCAAGGUGCAUGUAUAUGGCUGAAUGAUCCUGUUCUAUAUUAAAGGCAGAGAUUAUGUAUUUUGUUUACUUCUUUAUUUUACAUAUGUCAUUUAAUACAUAGUCAAUUAAAAUAGUUUUAAUGCAGCAAUUUUUUAUUUUUAAGACUGAUGUUUACAGAAUCCUUCCAAGGCCUUCCACUAGAGGGCAGUAUUACCAAACCUUUUAAUGCCUUUCCUACUCUGCAGGACAUUGGUGUAUAGGAGUGGACCAAGAUGCUUAUGGAAAAAUGUUAUAUAUGUUUUGUAUAUUCUAUACAAAUAUACGCAAUUAUAGUGUGUGUGUGUGUGUGUAUGAGUGUGUCAUACAUUGAGAUUUCCCUCGGUUUCAAGUAUCUUUCCUGGUAAAAUAUUUUAUAAAUAAAUGUCACAUAUAUAAAGUAUGUGUAAUCAGUGGAACAGAAUUGACACUUCCUGAAUAAUUCACAAUUUAAAUGCUUUCUAAUUAAUAAAACACCUCCUCCUCUCCCUGUAAUCAGAAUGAUCACAUUCCUUGCAUUUUCUAUUUGUCCCGUUCCUCCUCCCCCCCCCUUCCUGUUGUUAAUAUAAAAUGGGAUAUUCUUUAGGGUCAAACUAAUCUGUUUUGCGUGAUAUGUAGCAGGGUUUGUGCUGUAAUGCCGCGUUGAUUUGUGUUGUGAAGCAUGCCAAAUCAGAAUGUAAUUCCUUAUUUGGCACUUACAACCCAUCAGAGUCCUGUGUAGCCUUUCUCUGCAACAUCAACAUCAAUUAACACCUUCAAAGCCAGAAAGAACUAAUUAAAUAUCAUGUCGGUGGUGUGAAAUUCUCAAUUUCCACCAUCUGAACAUGGUCAGCUUGAUUAUCACCUUAGCUUCUAGAAUUUCUUGGUAAGCAUGGCGCUGUUAAUGUUUUUACCCCUCCUCCUAUGUGCAUCAAAAUAAGUAAUGUGGUAUAGUUUUGUUAUAACUGUCUGGACCCAAUAGUUCAUUCAUGACAUCCUCCAGACUCUAAAGUUGUAGAGCCUGGAGGUUGUCAAAGCAUCAUGAGAGUUUUAAUUCUAAAACAGCUGGGGUUCUUCUGUUUUGACACCUCUGCUGAUAGUUUCCCAGUAUCUGACACUCCAGCAUUUGUUUGUGUUUUAUGCUUCAGAAUGAUGGUCGUAUAGGAUUGUCUUUCGAUCUGGUUUAUAAUCAUUUAACCCAAUGACACCCUGGGUUGGUAGAAGCUAACACUUGUUUUUAAGAACAGGGUAUGGAAUCUUCGUCUGGCCAGGCUUUACUAUCGGCAACUUGCACUAUACAGUUUUUACAGUGUGCUGAAGGGCUGUCUUCUUUGAAGCACAGAGAGGAUUAUCUGAUGUGCUCUCAAUAUGGUCACAGCAGGGCUUUUCCUCUGUGUUCAUUCAUCAUAAGCCUGUUUAUAUUGCUGCAUACAUCUCAUCUGCAACAUCCAGUAAAGGGAUUUCCACCUGCGUGCCUGUAUUCUUUGUGUAGAACAUGAACCCUUUACAGUAUGUUUCUCGAUUUACACACACUGUAUUUGUUUACCCCAUUUCAAUUCCACCAUAGAACAGUGGGUUAAUGAGUGUGGCUGACAGAACUGGUUUAUUGAGCCCUUGUAUUAGUAUGUAAACUAGCAUUCAGUGAUUAUAUCUCCUGCUCCAAUGAGCGCAAAGUUGGCGAUCACAAAUAUUUUGAUACCUGAAAUGAAUAUACAGAACUUGCACUCAGCAAGUCUAGUUUCAAAAUAAAAUGGAUUUUCUUGGUCCCCAUUGGAUCAGAUGUGGUAAUCCUGAAUAUUUUGGGUUGUUAAGGCCUAUUGGUGAUAGGUUUAAGAGUUCCUUGGCUUUGAUUAAAUGACGUAAUGUGAGAAAGCCUCAAGCAGUUUAAUAUGGCCUCUUGUCCUUUGUAUAUGUACAGGGCGAAUAUGGUUAUACAUGUAGAAAGAUUGAGCACACUUUUAAUAAACAUGUUGCCAUAGGUACAUCAUACAUUCCACCAGUGUAAGAAAUGUUUAGCAGCCAUGCUGGUCAGAUUGUACUGUUAUCUGACAAACUGGCGCUUAACCUAACUUGCCUCCUGCUGGGAUUUCACACAGAGCAAUCACCGCAGCAGGCAAGUUGUAGAGCACUAGUAGAAUCUGACCCAGCAUAAGUGACAUUUUCUCAAUACAUAAUGAAAAAAUAUCAGUUUCAGUAAAAUGUAAAACUUUUAUUUUUUAUUUUUAAAAAGAUGAGUUCCUCAAAAGAAAUUUUAGCUCUAAUGCUGUGCAGGACUUGUCUGACCCCAAGGGUAGGUGCCAGUACAGGUUCAGUGUCACCAGCCCUCCUACAUGGUGGUGAGGUUUUCGAGGUGAGAUUUUAAUUUAUUUUAAAUCUCCCUUGAAACUUACACUUGUUUACAUGCAAGUAUUUUUCUCUAUUGCGUCUACAGAAUAUGUCCAGUACUAAUUCACCGGAUAAAGCUGAAAAAGAUAAGAUGUCAGCUCCUAUCCCUAAAAAGGCCACGAGGAGCUUUGUCCGUCCCAUUGCCGAGAUAAGAACUGGUGUUUCUUUGGAGGUAUAGGGUUUAUAUGGGCAGCAGGUGGGGUCUUCUAUUAAAAUAUUCAAAUUUGAGGGGGCUUCUUGUCCACAGAGUUACAUCCCACUUGUACAGUACUGCCACUAUACGAGAGGACAAACUAAGUUUAUCCAGUGUUCCGCUAGUGUACAUGGGAGGAGCUGGAUUUCUUUUGAGGAAUUCAUCUUUUCAAAAAAAAGGGUUUUACAUUUUACUGAAACUGAUAUAUUUUCAUUAUGUAUUGAGAAAAUGUCACUCUUAUCAUGCUGGGUCAGAUUCUACUAGUGUUAUACAACUUGCCUGCUGCUGUGAUUGCUCUGUGUGAAAUCUCAACAGGAGGCAAGUUAGGUUGAGCGCCAGUUUGUCAGAUAACAGUACAAUCUGACCAGCAUGGCUGCUAAACAUUUCUUACACUGGUGCAAUGUAUGAUGUACCUAUGGCAACAUGUUUAUUAAAAGUGUGCUCAAUCUUUCUACACGUAUAACCAUAUUCGCCCUGUACAUAUACAAGGGACAAGAGGCCAUAUUAAACUGCUUGAGGCUUUCUCAAAUUAUGCCAUUUAAUCAAAGCCAAGGAACUCUUAAACCUAUCACCAAUGGGCCUUAACAACCUGGCUCAGCUGUUUUCUUCUGAAACCUUUGAAUGCGUUUCUAUCGGAUGCUUCGAUUUGCCCAGAUAACGGGUUUGUCCUCGGUUGCCAGAACUUGGACCGCGGAUUCAGCUUCUAAGUCUGCUUUAUUUGAGCUACUUUCCAAGAGGAACAAGUUAUUUGGCACCCCUCUGGAAGAUAUAAUAAGGCAGAUGUCUGAAACCAAAGAAGCAUUGCCUCAGAAUUCCAGAUAUUCAGGACCUCAGAACUAUAAAAGAUCUCAGUUCAGAGGACAACAUUGCUUUCUCUACUUGGAGAGAUUUUGCAAACUGAACAGAGAUACCAGAUUUAGAGAUCUCAAUAAACAGGACAAAAAGAAAAGGUAUUGACGCCAAAAGAGUGGGAGGGUCGUCUUCGUUUCUCUUUUCAAAUAUGGAAAGAGACAUCAAUUUAUUGGAUUCUAAAGACCAUUUCAGAGGGAUGCAGAAUCCGCAUUUAGGAGACACGAUUGGCUUUUAAACAUACAAAAAUCUCGGAUGAUUCCUUCAACAAGGAUGGAAUACAUAGGUCUUCUGGUGGAUUCAAUGUCUCUUUCCCUUUUUCUUCCUAUGUCAAAAGAAAUAAGAAUUUUCACGGCCAUUUCAAAAUUACUUAAGAAUGUUUGCUCCAUCAUGUGUGUGUAAGGGCGACUCACUUCCGCAACCCCAGCAGUUGGUUUGGCAAAAGCAGAAAUAAGACCUUUACAAUGGAACCAAUUUGCGCAAUGGUCAAGAAAAAAGGAAGAUUUGGAUUCCAUAUUCCACCUAUCAAAAAAGUAAGAAAACCACUAAAUUGGUGGGAAUACAAAAACACCCUUUCCAGAGGCCUUUCAUUCGAACAGAAAAGAUAGAUUACCAUCAAAACAGAUGCCUCCCAAACUGGUUGGGGCGCUCAUUUUCGUUCAUGGUUCAUUCAUGGGAAAUGGACUUUGAAAGAAGCAAAAGAAUCCUCCAACUUCAGAGGGGUGAAGGCAGUAAUGAAUGCUCUGAAAGCUUUCAGUCCUGUUACCUCUGAUCAAGCUGUAAGGAUUCAGUCAGACAACGCCACCACAGUGGCUUACUUAAACUGUCAAGGAGGCACAAAAGUUAAAUCUCUACAGUAUCUGUGCUGCCAUAUCAUGUCUUAGGUACAGUCCAUGAUAAACUCACUCAGCAACUCAUAUCAGAGGUGCUCUGAACGUCAUCGCAGACAACAUUGGUCUCAGACUGUUCUCUAAAACCCCAGAUGUUCUCGGAAUUAGUAAUCUGAUUCGGCUUACCAGACAUCGAUCUUAUAGUCACAAGGAAAAAACAGGAAAGUCCCAACCUUUGCUUCUAUCCAGGCACAGAUUUUCCAGGCAUCCUAAAUGGCCUGUCCCUCACCUGGAACUUCAACAUGGGAUAAGUUUUCCCUCCUAUAGACUUGAUACCAAGUAUUAUUCAAAAUAUCAGAUGGGACAAAGCAGGGUUCUAGCUAUUGUGCUCUUCUGGCCAAACUGAAGCUGGUUUUCAGAAAUAGAAUGUAUGACUAUUUCACGCUGGGUUCUUCCAAUUUCAGACAACUUCAUAGAGUAUGUAACUCUUCCAGUAGAGAUCCUGGAAAUGUUCCACCUAAAUGCAUGGCUGCUGCAAGGAUGAUCCUCUGUGAGCAAGGGAUUUCAGACAGUUUGAAGUUAUUCUGGCAUCGGUCCGUUCAUCUCCUUCUAAGAUAUAUAUCAGGAUUUGGAUGAAACCUGGUGUGCUUGGAAAGGCUGCAAUCCAGAUAAUCCAUCUAUCCUGGAUAUAUUGUCUUUUUUGCAGGAUGGGUUUCCAGUAGGUCUAGGUGUUUCAACACUCAAGAUCCAAAUUUCAGCAAUGUCACUUCCUUGUGUGUGUGUGUGUGUGUGUGUGUGUGUGUGUGUGUGUGUGGUAUAGCUUUUUAACAUUCUUAUCCGCAGAUAUUACAAGUCAAUCUUACUAAAACAACCUCCUAAGCUUUUGCCUUUUCUUACCUGGGAUUUGUCUUUAGUCCUUAAGGCUCCAUUUGAACCUUUUCAGGAUGUAUCCCUAAAGAUGCUUACAAUCAAGACUAUCUUCUUGGUGGACAUCACCUCUUUAAGGAGGAUAGGAGUACUACAGGCUUUCUUCAGCUUCUUUUUUUUACCAUCUUCCAUGAAGACAAAGAGGUCUUGCAUCCCAGACCUUCCUUUUUACCUAAGGUUAUUUCAAAGAAAUCUGAGCCAGCCUAUUAUUUUGCCUUUAUUCUGCCAGUCUCAAUCUUCGGUGCUUGAAAGAAAGUGGCAUCUCCUAGAUGUUGGAAAUCUAUCUUCAGAGAUCGCAAGGCUUUAGGAUCUCAGAUCAUCUCUUCGUCUCUUUUCAAGGCUCUUGUUAAGGUAGAGGAGCCUCCAGAUCUACUAUCGCAAGGUGGCUAAAGAAAGCCAAUAAAUUGGCUUAUGAAACCCAAGGUGUUCAAAUCAGAUUUCCCUGGAAGGCCUUUUCCUCGAGGGCGAUGGCAACUUGCUGGGCAGAAAGAUCUGCAGCUUCUCCAGAAGACAUCUGUAAGGUGGCUACUUGGUGUUCAUUCCACAUCUUUAUAAAGCAUUAUAGGCUGGACAUAUUUUCAUCCUCUGAAGCUUUUUUUUGGGCGGAAGGUGCCACAGGCAGAGGCAUUCUAAUUUCCCACCCUUUUUUGUUGCCGGUAUCUUGCUAUAUCCCACUUGUACAGUACUGCCACUAUACGAGAGGAAAAAAAACAGUAAUUUGACUUACCGUAAAUGCCCUUUUCCUUAGUAUAGUGCAGUACUGCCGUUACCUCCUCUUUUUGUAUGGAUUAAUUAUGCAGUCUACGGUCUCCGUUUGGUUCUUUUUAUAACUGGUGUUUCCUUGGAAGUACAGGGCUUAUAUGGGCAGCAGGCGGGGUCUCAAACUAUUCAAAUUUGAGGGGGAGAUUCUUGUCCACAGCAGGAGUUUCAUCCCACUUGUACAGUAUGGCCACUAUACAAAAAAGGAAUUUACGGUAAGUAAAAUUACUGUAUUCAUUAGGUAUUAGCAGAAACAUUUGUACAGUCUGCUUCAAACAACCUUUUCAUAAUAACACUGGAUAUCAAUUCACAAGGGUGCUACCAGCAUUUUACUGUCCAGAGCAGAGGAAAGUUUUUUUUGACUUCACUGAAUACCCAUUUUAUUAAAAAAAAACACAAAAGCUGCCUAACAGAUCUAAAAAUGCUCAACACUGUAUUGUAUGACGGCAGCAUAAACUCCGCGUGUCCAACUUCACUUUAUCCAGGUGUUGGGAUGCAACUCCCACAUUUAUCCACGAGCAGAAUAAUAUGUACUGUAUGACUAUACCAUGGGUCGUCAACCUGGUCCCUACCGCCCACUAGUGGGCGUUUUAGGAUUCCAGGUGGGCGGUAGGGAUUUCUGAGGCUAAAUCCUCUUUUUAAGAGGAUUUCUCCUUUUGGGCGGGCGCGAGCGGCUCUGCAUGCGCAAGUCUUCAGUGACCGGCAGGAGGAAGCGCUCCCUCCUGCCAGGCCACCUUCUGGACCCCCCGGCAUGGCAGAGUUCUAAUCAGUCGCGGCGAGGGAGCUCUAACCUCUCUGCUCUGCUCCCUCGCGCGAUGUUUGCUGAUGCCGCGGGAGCCGGAAUAUGAUGUCAUAUUCCGGCUCCCGGCAUCCGUAGACAGUCCGCGAGGGAGCAGAGCAGAGAGGUUAGAGCUCCCUCGCUGCGUCUGAUUAGCCGCCCGCCUAAGUGAAGCCCCACUGGACCCCAGGGACAGAUCCACACCAGCUCUCCAGGUAGGGAGGCUGGGUGGAUAUUUAAUAUUAAUAAUUUGUGUGUAUAUGUGUUUGUCUGUAAGUGUAUGUGUGUGUGUGUCUGUAAGUGUAUGUGUGUGUGUGUCUGUAAGUGUAUGUGUGUGUGUGUCUGUAAGUGUAUGUGUGUGUGUGUGUGUGUGUGUGUGUGUGUGUCUGUAAGUAUAUGUGUCUGUGUCUGUAAGUGUCUGUGUCUGUAAGUGUAUGUGUCUGUGUCUGUAAGUGUAUGUGUGUCUGUGGGUCUGUCUGUGUAUGUGUGAGUGUCUGUAAGUGCAUGUGUGAGUAUGUGUAUAUUUGUGUGUAUGUGUUUCUAUGUGAGUGUGUGUGUGUGUGUGUGUGUGUAUGUGUUUGUCUGUGAGCAGAGUACUUGUAGAAUAGAAGAAAGAAGGUGCAGAGUACUUGUAGAAUAGAAGAAAGAAGGUGCAGAGUACUUGUAGAAUAGGAGAAAGAAGGAGUAGAGUACUUCUAGUAUAGGGGAAAGAAGGAGUAGAGUACUUCUAGUAUAGGGGAAAGAAGGAGUAGAGUACUUCUAGUAUAGAGGAAAGAAGGAGUAGAGUACUUGUAAAAAAGGAGAAGGAAAGAAAAGGAAAAGGAGAGAAUUGUUGUUGACUAAUAAUAGUAAGUGGGCUACCUAGCUCAGCCUUCCUAUUGGCCAUUGCUAUAAGGAAGGUUAAAAAAUAGAAAAAAGGGGAAAAAGGUGGGAAGGGGAAUUGAGGAGGGAGAGGAGGGGAGCUGACGCACAGAUGAGAAAUCAUUUUAUGAGCAAACAAAGAAGUCUUCCGAUUAUCACUGAAAGAGGAGACCUUCGCUUGUUCCUUAUGAAAAUCGAACCAGAUAUCAAAUAUUUAGUCUCGCAGCAUCAACCUCUAGUAAAGGUAAGUUCAAUUUACUUUAUUGCUUCCUCAUUAAACUUUAUAAAGUUAAAAACAUUAUAAACAUGCAUAAAGUAGAAAUAAAAAGAUAAAUGUACGUUCAUUUAUGUAUUUUUUAAAACACCCUCCUUUCUAAAAAAUAUUCCGCGCUUGCGCGAAAACUGGUGGGCGGUAAGGAAAUUUUUCCAUCAAGAAAGAUGCAUUAGUGGGCGGUAAGUGGAAAAAGGUUGACUACCACUGGACUAUACAAACAUAACCAAAAAAAAAUUACAAUAACCAAGGCAUUAACCCCCUCCUUAACUGAUGAGGUGUUUAAUUUUUGCUUUUCAAGCCCUGCAAAAAUAAUGGAUUUAAUACACUCUUCCAUUGUGUUUUCUAAUUCUACAUCAACUUUUUUGUAUGAAAUAUAUAAAGAAAGUGAUAGCAUAGUUAUUAACGCAAGUGACAGAUCUACCCCCUCCGCCCCACAGUAAGCAGUGAUGACUCAGGUCAUUAUUAGUUUUGCUCACUGUGCAUCUCACUCCUAAAAACCUCCAGCUUUUCCAGUCUGUACUCGCCGAGCAGAGACCACACCUUACGAAACAUGUUGCAAACAUCCCAGCAAGCAAGGGCCGUCUGCAAUCUUUUGCUUGAUUUAUGAUGUGAGGGUAACAGAAUUGUCCUCCCCUUGCUAGUUAUGAUGUAAAAUAGUGUGGAUUAGGACAGAUGGAUGUCAUAUUUGGCAGCAUAUUACUGGCCUGUGCUUUUUAUUUUUUUUUUAUUGCACCGCAUAUUUUAUAUAUUUAACCCCGCUAUUAGGCCAAUGAACAAACACAAAUGUUUAGGUAGAGAAAAUGAGGAAGUUAACUAUCUCUUAGAAAAUGAAGUCAAAUAUUUUUCCAAUGGAGUAAUUUGAGCCAUCAAGUAACCCGUUUUUGGUUUGAGAGGAGAGAGAUCAUGGAACCUUCUCACAAUUUAGUAAAUAUCACUAUUUGUUGUCUAUUAUAAACUAAAUCAUUAACCGCUCCCAGUAUAUCAAGUCUAGUUUUAUACUCGUCAUAUUAGGCAGGUACAUCUUGAACACUAUUUAAAAAGGCAGUGUAUAUUUAUAUGCAUUUUACAAGUAUGAAAUCAUCUUGGCACUGGCCUGUUUGUAAAUAUUAUUAUUUUUUUAAAUAAAGAAUGAGCUGUUCCUUUAAAUCUUAGAAGUGGCUGUUUUAAUGUCAUUGUGUGCAUGUGUUGUCUAUCUGCACUUACUGCUUUGCUUACACUGGGAGGAAAUAAUGUAAAUGAAAGGGAUGCAUACUCAGAUAUGCAGAAGGAGCUUGGAUGGCUCGUCGCCACUGCCACUUGAAUACUGAAGCUUUUCCCCUAUCAGGUUUUGGCACACGUACAGAAGAGCUUGUUUCUCGCACCAAGUUAAUAUAGUGUAUUAAAACAAGAAAGUGAGAGAACACUCAAGGCUCCUUGCAUAGGUCUCUCCAUAUAGAAGAAAGCUUGAACUUUGAAUAUUCUAUAAUGUAAUGGGUGCACAGUUUUGAAGAUGUUAAUGUGAGGGGGUACCAGUUCUGUUUAUUUCUGAUAAUUUUUUUUGUUUUUUCUGCACACUUAAUGGUAAACCUGCCAUCUUCAAUAUAUUUUUCAUACCAUUUGUUCUACGUAUUGUGCAUGCAAGGUCUUCAGAAUACUUGUAGAUUGAGGACUGUAGAGAGGCUACUCAAAACCUUCCACUCUGUGUCCCCAGUUUAUGACUUUAUGGUAUUAUCGACUUCGGUAACUCAAAAUUGCUUCCAACUCCAUGAGUCUAACUCCACAUCCCUGGUUUGAAUCGCGGUUUCCUGCUUAGAAAGGACCUACUUCGCUUUGAGAUUUAUGUGCAUGCAAUAUAUUUGAACUUAAUGUUCAAAGUGAAAAUAACUUUAUUAUUUCGGCUACAGCAACAUGUAGCAGAAAUGUCAUAUUUGCUUGACAGACAAAUUAACACACCAGAUUACCAGUCUUGCUAGCUGUCAGUAAACAGCCAAAAGCUAUAGUUUUGCUGGAACCAAACACAUUUUGUUCUGUUUAGGGCUGGAAAGUGCUGCAUACGGUAUGUGGAACUUGUGGUUUCCUGGUUCUGAAAAACCAGGAAGCUAAUGUAAACCUUUUUCCGUGUGAGUUAUGGUGAUGGUGAAGUGCAUUGAAGCACAAAAAUUGCUGGUUAAUGAGAUGAUUGCGAUAUUUCGAGAUAGAGGACUUGCACAAGGUCAUACCUAUAAUUAUGAUAUAUCACAAGAAAUAAACUUGUUGGAAGAGAGGACCUACUAUGCUAAUAGUUCACAAGCUAUCAUCUUAGAAGUCCACUUACAAUAAAGUGUCCUUGAGAUCGGACAGAUGAAUGUUGCAUACAUUUUUGUAGCUGAUAGAACCACUAAUGAAAACAUCACUCUGGGGGAAUAAAAUAAACCGAUAUCCUAAUAUCCUGGCUGGUUAAUGUGAUUGCAUUUUUUUUUUUUUUUUUGCUUCUUUGAAUCAAAUUAAAAACAUUCUAUAUACCACAUAAAAAUUUGACCAGUGUCUAUUGUGGACGUGGCAAGGGCAAUUUUUAACCGUUGCUCCUAAAGGUCUCUUUAUAGUAUCUGAUCCCAAAAUAAGUUAGCUGUAUACAUGUUGAUAUUGUGAAACAAUAUUGUAAAUGUUUUCGAUGCACAAUAUGUGUGCUUUAGUCGAAAUAUACAAAUUUACCAGUCACCAGCAAUUAAGCAAUUUUCACUGCAUGUGAAAUUCUAUCCCAGCACAAGCGCACCGUGAGCAAGGGGUCCAUGUCUGGAUUAUCCUUUAAACUAAUGGAGAGCAAAAAACAAGGCGCAAGAGUGUACAAUGUGCAUCAAAUCACUCAUAUCAAGUUGUUGUUUAUUUUAUUUUUCUGUUUGUUUUUUGUCUAACUGAAAAUGUUGCAUAUUGUAUGGUUCACAGAGCUCAGCUGUGCAACCUUGUAUGCUGUAGGUGAUCUUUAGCUGGAGGUAAAUGGGGACAGAUAAAGAACUGGUGAAUCCAUUUCAGGCUGACAGCACAUCUUCACACCUGUAUUCACUACAGUGGCGCCUGACUCACGUGGCUGAAAUAAAUGUGUACUUUAUUUGAUUUCUCUGUACACAGUCUGGCAAUACAACAUUGAUUUGAAGCUGCUCUGCAAAUCUCCCAGCUGUCAAUCCUUCCAUGUUUUUCCCGGUUUCUCCCCAUGUCUUUUAACACGCUGAAAAAUAUUGCAUUGGUGGUACUUUAUAUAUAAUUUUUUUUUUUUUUAAUAAAAACCGGUUUAAAAAAAUAAUGAAUUUUUAUUCUCCUUUAUGAACCCUGAUUUAUAAUUUAGGUAAAUCUGCUAAAUAAUGAGGAUUGUAUUUGCAGGGAAAACGGAUUCUGGCCCUUGUAGGUGGAUUUUUAGUAAUCUACUGGUGUAUCAAUGUAAUACAGUUGUUUCACGAUGUGUGAAAAUGUAUAAAAAUGUCUGUCUACUGCUGCCUGCCUCUCUCCCUAAUCUCCAUUGGCAUCCUGUCCCCUUUAAGACUUGUGUUUAUAGAGCAGAUCUCAAGCUCCUGGUAUGUUAUAGGCUUGGAAGUGCAAUGCAUCCAAUUUUUAUGCAGCACUGCUGCUGGUUUUUCCAUCCUGUUCCCCAAAUAGAUGUCUGCUCUGCUGUAUAUGCCCAGGGAAAAUGUACGUUGUGUGUAGCUCAGCCAGCAGAACGCAGUCCCACUUAUCAACUCUUAAAUGCUGUGAGGACGGCAGAGAUAGGGGCAGCCUCCCACCUAGGCAUUUACCGUUAUUAAUCAUCCUUCUUGCUGAGAAACAGGACAGAGCAGAAAGCUAAAAGCUGAUGGCUUUUUAACACACUUGGUAUUAGAGAAUCCCGUAAUGUAUUAAAGACUGUCACAAUGAGCAAACUUGUAUUGGAGCUGUAAUAAAAUAGAAUACCUCAGCCGUGAAACAAUUAAUGCUUGCACGCCACGCCAUUAGUUCGUGGUGAGGCUCUUACAUGGCUGAGAGCUUUCUCUUUAUUGCAUCGCCAAUAAAAAGGCGCCUGGUUUGCUUUUCUAAUUGCUAUUUUAAUAUAAUAGUUCAGGUGAUCGCUUAAACUGGCUCCGUUGUUAGUUAUCAAUAUUUGAGACCUGUUCGAACAGUCCCUAGUAGUGUUUUGAAUCAGCCAUAACAGUUCUCUAUUGUUGGUUACAUUUUAUUUUUAGUUGUAAACGAUAACUACUUCUGAGAUUGUAGCAUUGUUGUAUGCUACUUCUAGGUAUAUUAAAAUGUGCACUUUAAGCUGGAAUUAAGUUCAUUGCUCGUCUCCGUGGUGCGUUAUUUUCUAUGUUUAAUAAGCACGUCCCUAAUUAAAGGGACAGUAUGGUUGCCAUAACAAGUGUAGCAAAAAUGUGUUCUCAUUCAUGGACCAGAUUCUGCUACUUGAUAGGACUUGAAUGGCUGCUUUGUGUUGUGAACAUGGGUCCUUAUAACCAGAUGUAGUGGUUAUGAUGCCAGGAGUAUCCCGCUCUCCGAAUCUCCCCCCUCCCCCUUUUUUUUUGUUUUGUUUUUUUGUAUUGGGCAAACAGUUUUUGCAAUGGCUUGUCUUCUUACCAGGUUCUGCCAGGUGCAGCAGGGUCUUCUCUUAUUAGCUGUGACAUGCAUCUGGCUUCUGUAGAGCUUCAGAAGCCGGACUCCGAUCCUGCUAACAAUUUGUUGGCUGAGAGUGUCAGCUGAUCACGCUCAGCUAAUUGCUUCAGUUCUGUGCAUUAAAAUAUGGAUUGAGUUGACAUUAGCCAGCACAAAAGUACUGGUGUCCCAAUUAGUCUGUCAGAGGUGGAGUUACUCCUCCAACAGUAAUGGGGCUAAACAUUGAAAUGCUGCACGUACAGACUCCAGGCAUCAGGACCACUUCAGAUUAGUGAAAUGGACAUGGUGUGUGGAGUAACACUUUAAGAAUCAAGGUUAUACACAAAUCUGUAACGUACAAAAGUCUGACAUGUCAUUAUGUGAGCACUGAAUCUAACCAUGCAGAGGUCUGCCAAUCAAACCAAACAGAUAAAACAAUUGAUUCGGUUAGGGACAUGUAUUGCAAGUACCAGAGAUGACUGGCAUUCACAAGGUCAAUGAUCCACCCAGACACGAUCAAAAGUCUCUUUAAUAUAUUUUGGAGCAUUGAAGUGGUACAACCAUUCUGUGUUUUAUAAAGCACCAUAUAGGCGCCUGGAGUAAACUUUUAUAGUAGCGUUGACUUCCUUAUCAAGUUGUGAUGCAUUGUAUGAUGAACCUUUAAUUUUAUUUUCUAUUCUUCCUGCCCAUGAGCAAUUUCUAUCUUAUUGAUAUUGAACAAAUGGAGAGGUGGAUCUGACUUCACAUGAAAAUCUAAGCAAUUGCAGUGAAAAAAAUAAAAUGGAGUUUGCAAAAAAAAUCUUGAUAGUUUCAUGUGUAUGUUAACUCCUUCCUAGCCAAGAGGCUUUAUGUGUAAAUGCCAGAGGCACAAGCGGAGUGAUUAAUUGGCCAUUUUAUCCCAGCUGAAAAAUGAAGCUGUUCUGCUACACCAUGCAGCCACAGCCUUUGAAUAAGCAAAUGUUGACUGUGCAAGUAAAAAGUAUUUGAAGACACAAGUGCUUUGACAAUAAUUGUAUAUCAUCUCCGCUAUCGAGAUGAAGCAAGUGUAAGGAAAGGAGAUCAAAAGACCCAUCAUUGUAAGGCUUUCUUAAAUGUGCUUCAGGGGACAGAUAAUGAAAUAUGGAGUCCACAGACUGUUAACCUUUCAUUUAAUAAUGGUCUGGCCUGAAAGGAUCCAGAAAGCAACUGCUUUAUACAGUGGCCCCUACCAGCACUGUAGGGUGCUAAUGAUCUCUAAAUGUAGUAUGUUAUCAUGGGUAAUUGGGAUAAAUGUGGAAAAAUGUAAAACGGCAGAACUAGGCUAUUAACGGGAUCAUGCAUGAAAUUAACUUUUAACACACAUCUAUUUACUAUUUAUUUCAUGGAUCUGUUCUGUCCAUGCUUUUUAAUUAUAACUUUAGUUUUGGCUUUUUAAAACCCAUGGUUCAUUUUGUGUAUUCAGCUAUGCCCACGCAUUUUGAGGUCUGAUUCUUUGGAAUUCUUCUACAUAGAACACCAUAGGUGUAUUGAGUUUAACAAAUCCAUUUAAAAAAAACUGCUCAAUUUGUUCUCUGAAAGUCAUGUUUUAAUACAUUUAUAUUUGUAGUGACUGCUCUACCAUUUUUAUUUCUAACCUUGUUAUCCAGACAUUGGCUAACUUGUUUAAUGUUUUGUUGGUACAUGAGAUAAGUUAGGAGAAUGUUAGAUUUUCUUUGCUCAUUCAAAAGUGGUAUGGUUAGCUGAAAGUGUGUGUUGGAAAAAUCAACACAAGUUAUAGACUGUUUUUAAAAUGAAGUAUUAUGGGCAAUAGGCUAUUUUUUUGAUGGCGGUGCCCAGUUAUAAAUUACUUAAUAUAGUGUGACUUUGCUGCCUUUACGUCUCAAUCUUCCCGUCCGCUCCAUUUUCUAAUAUGCAUACACAAUUGUCUUUGCUUCGGCUGUGUUUUUAAAUCAUUAAAGCAUUUUGUUUUACUGAAUGUUUGUGCUGCUGAACCUUUAAAUGCUAGAAUUGUUAAAAAAAACAAAACAGCGAUGUCUAAAUCCAGCACUGUAUCAACAGUAACUACAGGCCUUGCUAGUAAUAAUGUUUACUAAUGGAAUAAUUGUGGCCUGACCUUCUAAUGGGGCAAUGAUGGUAUCCCUUCAAAUCAAUCAUUCUAUUUAAAAAAAUAAAUUAAAAAAAAUCUAAUUUAUGCUAGCCUUGUUUCUCAUACAGACCACAGGGGUGAUGAGGUUAAUUUUUAAUUCAAGUGCAGUACAAAUAAGCACCGAAUGUUUUACAAAUUUGAUACUGCAAGGUCACCAAGGUGCCCCUUCCAGUUUAACCCAUGAGAUACCCUAAAUGUCCUAUUUUAUAGAAGGUUCAGCGGUGUGUUUUAUCACCCCCUCGCUCCCACACCACUCCAUUCCCAAAAUUUGUCAGGUCCAGCUAGGGUUAACCCAUUUUUUCAUAAACAUAGCAUUUUUUCAUAAACAUAGCAUUGAGAAUGCUUUCCUAUGUGACCGGCUGAAUGCGCGCGCAGCCAGCCGACGGGGAGGAGAAGAGGAGGAUCGGAGGAGAGCUCUCCGCCCAGCGCUGGAAAAAGGUAAGUUUUUACCCCUUUUCCCCUUCCAGAGCCGGACGGGAGGGGGUCCCUGAGGGUGGGGACACCCUCAGGGGACUAUAGUGCCAGGAAAACGAGUAUAUUUUCCUGGCACUAUAGUGGUCCUUUAACCCCUUAAGGACCAAACUUCUGGAAUAAAAGGGAAUCAUGACAUGUCACACAUGUCAUGUGUCCUUAAGUGGUUAAUGUAGUUCUGGUGAGUAUAGCAUGUCCCUGCAGGCAUUUUAAUGUAAAUACUGCCAUUCAAGAGAAAAUGCUGUGUUUACAUUACUCCUUAUAGGAAAGCAUUGGAUUGGCUGAGAUUGUCAAUUAUGUCAGCCAAUCCCCCCCUCCCCACCCAAUCAGUAGUGUCCAGACAAAUGAAAUUAGUCUGGCAAGCAUGGUGAUUCCUGAGGUGCAUUGCCAAGGUUGUUCAUUGACCUUUUAUCAAUGAUGUUGGCGCUGCAGCUAUGGUGGAUUGCCUUUCCCUUGCAGCCGUGCCAAAUGGAAGCCAUAGCUAGCAAAUGAGAUUUGAGGUGCAAACUUUUACAAACUAUCAUUUUCUGUAUGUAAUUGAGGGAUUGCCUCUCACGCAUGGACAUGGUUAAAUGUCAGGAGAUAAAGCCUGCUUUCUAAUCAGAGUUGGAAAGGGGCGAAUUCUUUCUUUGAAAGCCAGCUGCAGAUACAUAACAGAAAAAUCCCAACUUGCACUAAGUUCACAAAGAUGUGCCAUGUUUAUCUAAGCUUGUCAUUAAAUGGCAGAAGAUAUUCUGGAACCUCUUUCCUAUUGGCCGUUCCCAUGGCGAGCAGCUGAUAAGUCACUGUCUUUUUUUUGAGUCUUUACUGUUUUAUUUAUAUAUAUAUAUAUAUAUAUAUAUCUAUCUAUAUCUAUCUAUAUCUAUAUCUAUCUAUAUCAAUUUUCUAAACCUAUUCAAUGUAUUUAGUAAAUCAAAAAGGAUUUUCUUAGCCAUUUUUGCAAAUAUUUAAUGAUAUUAAAUGCGAACACGUUGCAAAUAAAUCUUGUGUAUGCUUAAUGUAAGAGUCAAAUCAGAACACCUCUAGAUGCCAGCUUAUUAUUAAAUUGGAAAUGUAGUUCAGCUGCAGGUUUCAAAACCUCUAUUAAACCUUUUAGUAAAGGUUAAUCUGUUUAAAGCAUAUUUCUUGUACUUUGGGAUGGAAUAAACCGGAAUUGGGGGUUGAGGUUAGAUUCUAGUUGUGCACUGUGGGAGGUACAUCUGAAAGAUGUUUAUUUUGUUUAUAGAACUAUGUAAGGUUAUUUUAAUAGAAGAUUACUAUAAUGGGAUAAAAAGUAAUGUCAGUACAUUGUCUCUAAAUUUAUAUUGUGUGUAUUGGAUUUGCACAGCGAUUGGUAUUGGUUUUCUUUGUGCAUACCCUACACACUAUGGUUUAUACCUCAAUGGCUCUUUCCAUAGCAAGAACAUGUAAUACGAAGUAAUUUAAUUAUUCCCUGUCUCCUAUAUGCCAUCACAUUAGCGUUUAGGAAAGUCCCCUGUUUGUCAACACAAACUGCGAAGACCCUAUUCUGCGUCUGUUUGCAGUGAGAUGUCAUUAUAGGAGAGCAGGGCCACACUUGGCAUUCGCAAAUGAACCGCCACAUGUAGUAAAUCCUAUUCCGGCUACUUCAAUGGGACGUAGAUUAAUUGCACGUCAGCCUUCUUCAUAUACUACAACCUACAGCAAUUGUUUCUCCUGAACAUUGUCAGCAGCAAAUAUUUCCUUUUAUGCCUUUUGAGCCAAUGGGACCUAUAGUACAUCACUUUUACAUUUGCAAAAUGUCAUGUGUACACACACGGCUUAGCUUUCAAAAGAUUAAUGUACAGUGAGUCCUGAUAUAUAGAUAUGUAGAUAUGUGUGUGGGUGUAUGCGUAAUAUCUAGUCUCUUUGACAUUGCAGAGUGUACACAGUGUUAUAGUAAAUUCAUUUUACUAUACUGUAUAUUUAUGUAAGUGUUUACUAAAUUGAAUAAUUCAUUUCUCAGGGAAGCAAAGUGAAUACCAGGUACACAAUUUGGGUGCCUGUUGAAUGUUAACUGGUUUUAAACAAAGUUGCACUAUUCUUGUGUGUGUGUCUUUCUUUUUUUCUUAAAGACACCAGUGCAGCAUGCCUCAUUAGAUAAAAAUAUUAGUCACUUGAAAUCUCAGAGUAGACUUACUUAUUAAAUACUUUCUGUAUGCAGGCAGAGCUUUAGUUAAAGGGACACUCCAAUGCCAGGAAGACAAAUGCUUUCCUAUGGGGAUUUUAGCGAUGCUGGAGGUCCUCACACAGUGUGAGGACGUCCAGCGAUGCCAUAGCACAGAAAACCUGUGCUAGAAUUCCAGAAGUGCCCUCUAGUGGCUGUCUAGUAGACAGCCACUAGAGGAGGAGUUAGCCUGCAAUGUAAUUAUUGCAGCUUAUGAAAGCUGAAAUAAUUACACUUGCCGGGUUAAGGGUAGUGGGAGUUGGCACCCAGACCACUCCAAUGGGCAGAAGUUGUCUGGGUGCCUGGAGUGUCCCUUUAAAUAAAUCUUGCAUGUAUGAUGAGAUGGGGCAUAGACACACAGGUCUGCAGCUGUCCCAAAUCUGCUUUUAAUAUUAGUCAACAAUCUUUCACUUAUUUUCAAAUUUUUUGAUAGUUUCACCUUCAUAUCUUUUACAUUUUUUUUUUCCUCUUGUGCCUUUUUUUUUUUUCCCCAAAGUGAAAUCUCAUUAACAAUACACAAUCGUCCUAUUUGAAACCUCAAACCAUCAAUGUAGCAGAUAUUUUACAACCAGAUGGGAAAGUAAUAUUAGUUGCUAUGUUUUUUUCACAUCCCAUUGGCAUUGAUGGAAUAAACGUAACCUCCAUAGCGUAAUAAUUCAAAGUAUAAUUUAUAUUUUUCUUAGUAUUUUACAUUGAUGGCCAUUACUACCCGCCUCACUAUGGUAACAGAAACCUAAUCGAGGGUUAGGGCAUCAUUGAUAUUCCCUUCUGAUUAAUUAGCCUCUGAAAAUAAAGGGCCAAAAAUAAUAACUUCUACUGAAAUGAAGAGAAGGAAAAAAAAGGCAGCAAAUGGUGUGUUUCAUAACUUUUUAUUGUAUGAAAUAGUGGAGCUGGUGCUUUAAUGACCUGUCCUGAUUUGCCUGAGGGAAUUUCUUAGAAUGUAAGUAAAAUGUAACAAUCGGAUCCAGAUCUAAAAAUUGCUGAUAGCUUAAUUUGGCUCAUACAACUCACACAUGAAUUGCAUUGGUUUGCAAAACAAAUCAUUUUCCUUCCCUCCCUCCAUUACAUUUACUUCUUAACAGAUUUAAAUCUGAUGGUUGGUUGCAAGAUUCCACACCGACCCCCCCACCCCCUCCCCGUUCUAGGCAAGCACCUGCAUUACUUAAUUUACUCAAAUUAUUCAGGGAGGCAAAAUAAAUGUAACUGAUAAAGACUGUGUGCUGUCAGCAAGCUGGUGCACACAAUUAGAGCUUUUUCUAACCAGCCCUGGCAACAAUUUCAACAACCCAUAAUUACGGAAAUGCCAGUUAGGUGGAUUUUUUUUGUGUUUGUUUAAGCUGUGGCCUAAUUAUAGCCAUCCGUGCAAUUUGCAGAUACAUGCCAGAGGCAUUACUAAUUUUUUAUUUUUUUUUCGUAUCUCUAUUUCUAAACAUACCACAAACCUGAAAUCGGUAUCUCUGAUACUUAUAGGGUGCAGAAGCACAAAUGUAGGUUAGUGCAAACAUACACAUAUAUUUAUAGCCAGUAAGCAUACAGCCCUGGUGGUCAGUAUACUACAGCACAGAUGUGAGUGACCUGCUGUUAAGGACUAGGAGCCAUGGCUACCUGGCUUGUGGGAUUUGUCUAGCCCUGUAUAAAUCAUUUUUCAAGUGACUGUCUCAUGACUGUCUCAUGCAUUCAGCUAUGACUGCAAAAUCACAUUUUCCUUGCUAGGUAUCCUGGUAAAGGCUCCCUUCUACCUGUUGUGUUUAGUAUAGUGCAGCUGAAGAAUUUGAAAGACUAUCAUUAUAGUUUUUCAGAGGACUUCAAAUUUGAAUCAUAUGAAAUCUUACUCUGUUUAUAUUUUUUGUUGAGUAGGGAUACGUUGUAGCCUAUUGUAUGUUUAUAUCUAUUGAAUAACUAAUGAAUUUCAUUUUCUUUGCAUAAAACUGGAGUCAUAUUCCAGAUGUCUAAUCUGUAUUGUGAUCUCACGUCACUUGUACCCUUGCUACCAGUUAAGUCUAGAAGUUCUUAAAGAAGGUUCUAAGUAGCAUAAUUCCAAUAUGAGGUCAUGUGACACAAUCAGGUCAUUAGGUCCAUUGGAAUACGCUUUUGAAUGUUUUGUCCAUUUUGUAAGUGAACUUGUGAAACAAUUACACCCACAGCUGUUUUUAGAAAUACAACCUCAAUGAUGGUUUUAGUUCUGGAUAUACCUUUUGGACACCCCUUUGUAAGGUGUAUCAUUGAAUCUAUCUAAAUUGACAUUGAAAGUGGGCCACAGUUUGAGCAUAAAUGUCCCGCUAAUUUUGCCAGCCCAUUGUAUAAACUAAAGGUAUAUUUGUCUAGAGGUGAAUUUUGCAUUAACGUGAUCUGUGGAAGACUGGUUUCAAACCACUCAACGAAACUUUAAAAAAAAAAAAAGUAGAAAAGUCAUAUCUGAUUGAUUUCCUCUGCUUUGCAUGCUAAAGUACUUGGGCUUGAGAAGGGUAGAACAGUGGCCAUAAACGAUCAGUAUUUGACUUUUUAUUUUAUUUUUAAAAGCCCAGGUUGAAAAAAUAAUGAAUAAAAAUAAAUAUAAUGACCUGUUAAAACUGAACAAAAUUCUAACUUUGCAAAUUUUAUGGUAUACGUUCAAUUUAAAAGUUACGCCUUUUUUUUUUUGUAUUUAUAAAUCACAAAUAACAUAUACAUUUACAUAAAUGUAGAAGGCUCAUUUCUAAGCCAGUUUUCGGGACUAAUGUCUACUUAAGGGAUAGACUCAAGGAUAAUAUGUCCUGAAAUCACUGAUGACCAUUUCUUAUAUUUGCUUUUUUUAUGCCAGCAACCACAAUUAACUUUAUUCACCAAAAACUUGUGGUGAACAACCAGCAUAGCUGGUAAAAUGCUUUCAGUCUUCAUUUAUUUUAAACGAAGCAUGUCAAACUCAAAUUCUAGCACGGGCCACAUAAACAAAGCUUAAGUUUGUGGGCCGCAUAAAAAAAACGACUUAAAUUUUCAUAGAAAAGUAGGUUUUUUUUUUUUUUUAUACCGCUACCCCCAUAUACUAAACCCCAGUCCCCCCAUAUACUAAACCCCAGUCCCCCCAUACUCCAGUCCCCAUAUACUAGUACUAAACCCCAGUCCCCAUAUACUAAACCCCAGUCCCCAUAUACUAAACCCCAUUCCUCCCCAAUACUAAACCCCAUUCCCCAAUACUAAACCCCAUUCCUCCCCAAUACUAAAACCCCAUUCCUCCCCUCUACUAAAUGCCAGGCCUCCCCUCUCUACUAAAUGCCAGGCCUCCCCCUCUCUACUAAAUGCCAGGCCUCCCCCUCUCUACUAAAUGCCAGGCCUCCCCCUCUCUACUAAAUGCCAGGCCUCCCCCCUCUCUACUAAAUGCCAGGCCCCCUCUCUAAAUGCCAGGCUCCCCUCUCUACUAAAUGCCCUCCCCCUCUCUACUAAAUGCCAGGCCUCUCCCCCCUCUCUACUAAAUGCCAGGCCUCUCCCCCCUCUCUACUAAAUGCCAGGCCUCUCCCCCCUCUCUACUAAAUGCCAGGCCUCUCCCCCCUCUCUACUAAAUGCCAGGCCUCUCCCCCCUCUCUACUAAAUGCCAGGCCUCUCCCCCCUCUCUACUAAAUGCCAGGCCUCUCCCCCCUCUCUACUAAAUGCCAGGCCUCUCCCCCCUCUCUACUAAAGGCCAGGCCUCUCCCCCCUCUCUACUAAAUCCUAGCACACCCCUCUAGCCAGUCAAGCAGACUCCACUUACAUUGCCGCUGCCAGUAUGCGACUCCGUAGUCCGGCCUCUUGUAUUCCCCCAAAGGCACCGUCCGCACCCUGUACCGAAGCGGAUCCUCCCGCUACUUCUUGAAACCCUGUGAGGGCGAAGCACGUCGACUUCACGUUGGAAUGUGACGUGGAGUGCCUCUGUGCAUCUCCAGGUACUCCACUGUCCAGCCGCAGCCAUCAAAGCACUGGCUGGGACACACUCACUCACAUCAUUCCCUGGGGUCCAGUGGGAUCUGCUAUCUGAAGCUGUGUUCCUGCUCUUCACUGCUCCCUUGCGCGCAGUUUAGUGAUGCCGGAAUAUGACGUUAUAUUCAAGCGCCCGGCAUCACUACAGACAGCGCGAGGGAGCAGUGAGGAGCAGGAACACUGAGCUCCAAUCUAGACAUUGCAUGCUCACUCUGUACUUCAAAAACACACCCUGACACCGCAUGCUGUGGAUGAAAUGUGUAUCAAAAGAAGGGUCUUGUCCAGGUUUGUGGAGACAAGUAACUUGUAGUAAGUCCCCCUUUUUGGGAACACAUUAAUUAUGACAAACUUAAGAACUGCCUGGUGUCUGUCUUCAUCUGCCAUUGACGUAAGUUUAAAUCUUGUAGGAUCCAACUUAAUUUACCGAACGCUUGUUGAUGUUUAAUUUUAUGAAUCAGAAAUGAUUCAAUUCUGUGAGAGCACCUUUUCAAAAGAAGUCUAUGGGAAUUUUGGUAGAUAAAUCAUAUGAAUAUUUUUGUUUCUAAUUCAGACAAAUUAAAUUGAGGUCUUAAGGGACACUAUAGUCACCAUAACAACUACAGCUUAUUGCAUUUGUUCUGGUGAGUAUAAUCAUUCCCUUCAGGCUUUUUACUAUAAACACUGUCUAUUCAGAGAAAAUACAGUGUUUACAUUACAGCCUAGUGAUAACUACACUGUCCACUCAUCAGGUGCUUCUUUGGGCAGUGCUGCAGACUAAGCAGCACUGCCAUUCAGUGUCUUCACCCUCUGCUUGCAGACACUGAACUUUCCUCAGAUGUGCUUUGAUUCAAUUCAUCUCUAAGAGGGGAUGCUGAUUGGCCAGGGCUGUUUGACUUGUGCUGGUUCUAGCCCUGAUCUAUCUCCUUAACAGUCUCAGCCAAUCCUAUGGGGAAGCAUUGUGAUUGGCUCAGGCCACCACUUCUGAUGUCAGCAGACGGGGCAAAGGUAGCAGCUGCAGACUUGAACACAAGUAAGAUUUUACUAUAUUUAGGGAAGCCAGACGGAGCCAGGGGCCUAGAUGGUGGUUUUAACACUAGGGUCAGGAGUAAAUGUUUUGUGUUCCUGACCCUAUAGUGUUCCUUUAGUUCUUGUCAACAUAAUAUUCAGGGAGUUCUAGAAAGAAUCAUUGUAGCUUAGUAUAUAGAGUUUCUUCCCUCUAUUUUGUGGCCCAGUUUAAAGGAAUUAUUCCAACAAAUGUAGCUAUGCUAUAAGUAUGUACUCUAUAAAUAUAUAGGUUAAAUGUUCUCAUUUACUUGAGGCUGAUCUUGCUUUCCACACAUCCUAGAACCCCUGUGCUCCCCCUCCCCAAUCUCUGAUGAAUUAAAAUAUAUAUAUAUAUAUAUAUAUAUAGAGAUAGAGAUAUCUCUAUAUCGAGAGAGAGAGAGAGAGAGAUAUCUCCCCUGCAGAAGUAUAGCUUAUAGGUGUUGCACAUUUAGAGAUUUCUUUCCCAGUAUCUCACUUCUGAUUGCGGUGAGCGUAUUAUGCGAUUUCACACGCGUGUUAACCAUUGUUCACGCAUUGCAUGAACCCAUUUUUCUUGCAUCCCUUUACAAAGGGGAGUUAUUGAUUAGUUUGCUGGUGCAUGCUGACAAAUUGCAGAUUUUUCAGGCCACACAGCUCACUUCACAAUAGAAAUCCUAUUGCUUGUUUUCCUGUUCCCUUCCCAGCCAGCAUCCGCAGUGACAUGUCUGGAAUUGCAUUGCUUGCCAUAGUUUUCAAUUCAUUAUAAAUGUUCAAGUAUACAUUUAGACCAUGAGCACAGUUUGACCUUUCCUCUCUAUCUAACCAUUUCAACAUCUCAAAGGCCCGUGUUUGUAAAUUGCUCGUUCGGGCACCGUGACCAUUUAAGUAUGGGCCCUUCAUCAAAAGGUUAUCUGAUAGCAUUGCUUUAAUUUAGUGCUACUGCUAAAAUGGUUUGUGACUGUGCUUUGCAUUACACAUUCUGUCAAAAAUAACACUUUCACAACAAGCAUUAGCUUUAGUUUUUAUACCUGACUUGGUGUUUUUUGUGAUCGUACCAGCUUAUGGGGGCUGUAAAGUUUAACCCCUUAAGGACACAACUUCUGGAAUAAAAGGGAAUCAUGACGGAAUAUUUCCGUCAUGUGUCCUUAAGGGGUUAAUCGACACUUUGAUUCUUAACAUGUGUCCUUUUGAUCCAGGUCUCAAGGCAGUGCUACAGACCAUGUAUGUAUCUUGCAAUUGCCGCCUGGUGGGCUGUGCCAUAGUCCUUUUUGUGUUUAACCCGCUGAUUUACUUACAUUGUAGAAAUAUGACAAUAGUAAUCUAUCCAGAAUUUAGGAGGUACUGACAAAACCACUGACUAGUAAGCGAAAAUCUUGGAAGUUUUAACAUUUACAUAAAGAGAUUUCCAGGCACCCAAAAUGCGAAAGCCGCAGGCAGAUUUAUUGUAACAAAACAGACAGCAACGUUUCGACCUAACAAGAGGUCUUUGUCUUUUUUUUUUUUUUUUUACAUUUACAUAGACCUAUGCUAGCAAUGUGGUCAGAACAUUGUAUAGGUACAGUGUUGUUCUUCAUUGUUGCUUUGUGAGUAGGCAAAGCUAAUUUUUAAGCAGUCAUGCUUGUUAUCCACUGUAGUCCUGUGAGAGUUAUGGUGCUUACAUUUUAUGAAAUGCUUUACAUUUGUAGUGUUUUUUUUAUUUUUUUAUUAUUCACUAAAGACUUUUGCAGAAAAUCACACACUGGCCAGUGUCUGCAGGAAUAUUGGUCUGUCUUCAUUAUUUUAUUAGCACGAACAGGAUAUUUGAAUCCUGCUCUUUUGCAAAGUAAAAGAACAUACAUUUCUUUAUUAAAAAAAUAAAAUUUUUGUUCAACUAGUGAUCGUGAUGUUUUAUGCAGCAGACACACUGAUUUUUAUCCCCCCUCACCACUGGCAGUCAGACAGUAUAUGCAUCUGUCCAAGGCUGUAGACGUGGUUGCCUAUCUCCGUUUUUAAUAACCAUAUCCUAUCCUUGAAAUUUAGCUUUUGUCUCUUUAAGCAACUUGAUGAGCCUUUUGCCACUAAGGAUAGCGUGGCCAAAUGCCAGUUGUAAAAUAGUGCCAUUUUGGAAUGCUGAUGUUUGCUUGUAUUGUAGUCACUUGUGAAUAAAAUACUCUGCAUACAUUAACCCUUUAUUGCCAGGGAUGGCUGGCAGUACCCUUGGCAUACCCUACAUACACAGACCAGUUUUCUAAUGCAUGUAGCUAAACUGCAAACCAUAUGAAUGCAACGCAACACUCGACUCUCAAUCUACUGUGGAUUUUGAAUAUUAAUGUUUACAGAGUAUAGUAUCCUGACAAACACCCAGUAAGUGUCAUUUCUGUGUGCAUUUACCUUUGAGCUAAAAUGGUGUAUUUUGGACUCAGACUGGGAACAUUCCCAAUUACCUUUUUGGAUCAGAAUUAUAGAAUUCUUGAAUUCAUCUUGAUUUGAUGAGGGGACGGUUUGUUCGUCACACGUUAGUCUCAUAACACCAUCAAAACGAUGGGUGUCCAACCUUUUGGCUUCCCUGGGCCGCAUUGAGCGCAGACUAAUUGUCUUGGGUUACACACAAAAUCUAGAAUUAAUUUAAAUAAUUAAACUUAAAAACACAUUUUGUUUAGUAGAUAACCCCCUUAUGUUAUCCUUAUGUGGAAUUGCCAUAUUUAAGGAUACCAAAUUAGGGAGCUAUCUACUAAAUGCACACAUAUGUAUAUGGACACAAAACCACAGAUACAUCACAGAAACACUCAGACUUAUACGCACAGCAACAAAUAUACACACAAUCACAGAUCCACACGUACAAUCACAGACCUAUACACAGACAUACGCACACAUAAUUACAGAUGUACACAGACAUACACAUACAAUCACAGACCUACCCGCCCACACAAUCACGGACGCAUACACAGUCACAUACAAUCACAGACCUAUACACACUGAUAUACCCAUGCACAAUCAGACCCACACACACACAUACAAUCACAUACAUUCACACAUCACAGAUAUACACACAAUCACAAAUGCAUACACAGCCACAGAUCUAUAUGCACAAUCACAUACCUACAAAAACAUAAUCACUGACUUACACAAACACAAUCCGACAUACACACAGACCCCCCACCACACACAAUCACUGACGAAUCAUACACAAAAAUUACAUUCAUCACUGUGCCAGCUCACUGACACACACACACACACACACACACACACACACACGCCACCACACACGCACGCUCGCGCGGUGACAGCUCGUGGUCACUGACACACACACACACAUACAGUCACACACACAUACAGUCACACACACAUACAGUCACACACACAUACAGUCACACACACAUACAGUCACACACACAUACAGUCACACACACAUACAGUCACACACACACAGUCACACACACACAGUCACACACACACACAGCCCACACACACAGUCACACACACACAGUCACACACAGCCCACACACACACACCCCACACACACACACACACACAGCCCACACACAGUCACACACACACACACCACACACACACAGCCCACACACACACAGCCCACAGACACACACACAGCCCACAGACACACACAGCCCACAGACACACACAGCCCACAGACACACACAGUCCACAGACACACACAGUCACAGACACACACACCACAGUCACAGACACACACACAGUCACCACCUCACCACUUUCAGUCUCACACACACACACACACACACAGCCCUCCCCACAGUCUCACACACACAGUCUCACACACAGUCUCACACACACACACAGUCUCACACACAGUCUCACACACACACACACACACACAGUCUCACUCACUGAAGACUUUGUUUACUUUAAUUCUGACACGCCAUAUCACUUGAUUAGCAGACAGGAACUCUGUUACACUGUGUUUGGAAGCCUACGGCAAAGUGAUGCAUUCAACAUUUUUUUCUUAAUGCAGUGUAUUAGAUCUACAUAAAACGUUCAAGGUAAAUGGUCACAUUCCUAGUUUAAAUAAACAUUCAAUUGUAAACUCUAAAAGUGUGUUCGCAAUGGCAUUUUAAGUAGUAUUUUUAUAUGUACAUUGUAGAAUGCAUGUAGACAUUAAUCUUUAUAAAACCUGUGUACAGAGACAGCGGGUGAAGAUGGUGAGAGCAAAAUAAAUAAAAUCCCACUGUUCUACUUGCAUGGUACCCAGUAUUUGUUUUUCUGGCUGCUGAGCCAGUUAUAGAUUUUCCAUCUCGUAUGUAUACAAGCACAUUUAAAGACUUCCUCCCCUCACGCUUCAUACAUGUCGUGUUGAAAUGUCAUUUCAAGCUGUGAAGGAAACGUGUAACGUGCAGCACAAGUCAUUCACACGUGCAGUAACAUCUUUACUUUCUAAUACCGCACAGUCCUCUGGCUCACAGAGCUAACCAGCGCUCUACCUGAUAUCUAUAUUAUCCUAUGGAUUACAUCCACAUACUCUUUCUGAAAAAGGUGCUAUGCUGGAUUUAACUCUAAAGAUUGCAUAUAUCAUUAACAGAUUUGGCAGUCGGAUUGGGGGGGGGUGAAAUCAGCAAGUGGACAAUCUAAUGAAUAUAUUGCUGUUGGAGAUGUGUUUGCCCAUCAGCACCGAUUGACAGGCUGUUAGCCUGCUAAGGGCUUCCCAAUCAUGCUGUUGUAGGGUUAAAAUUAAGGGCCACUGCCCCCAGACCACUACAUUGAGAUUAAGUUGUCAGGACGCAUUUAAUAGUUCUUUAAAGCAUUGCAUUACAUACUUGAAUUUGAUUUUUUUUUUUUGCUAUCAGAAAUUUUCCCCGUAUAGCAAUUUAUAUAGCACCUUGACCCAGCGUAAACAGUUAAAUGUCAGAGCAACAUUUUAGGAAGCAAUUAUACCUCCUGCUGCAUGGCCUACUCACCAAGCACUCUGUAAGGCAGGGUGAGGGAUCUAGAUAUGUAAUUUAAGCAAGUCUUGCUGGUGCUUUUUGAAGCAAUCCUGUACCAACUAAUUGCUUGUUUAAAAGCAGUGUUGUCCUUGAAACAGCUGUCGUAAUUUGUGGUUACGAGCAAAUUGAGCAACAGAUAUAUAAUGGUAGGGAUUUAAUGUUUGGCUCAAGAAGAAUUGAAUAGAUCAGUUUUAAACAGAAGCAUGAAAUAACGUUUGCUCAAACUUCGGAAACAAAUAUAGCUGUCUUUAUUUAAAAUUGACAGUCUUCUUCUUGCUUGCUACUUAAAACAGCAAAAACCUGGCACAUUCAUACCUAUGUUAAAAAAACAAAACGUUAAACACAGUGAUUCCUUUGAUGUACUCUUGCAAUGACCUUUUUGAUGUGUACAGUUGCACUGAAUUAGUUAAGAAACAUUCAAAGCUAUGAUUACAGAAGCAUUGGCUAAAUUCUAUAAUCUCAAAUUAUAGUUUUUUUUUUUUAGUUUUUUUUAUAUAUGCUUCUAACCUGUUAAAUACACACUGUAUUUAAGGUUCCAAGACCCACCAUGCAUUUCUGGACACACAUAACUAUGAUAUUGUCUUUUUAUAUUUUAAUAGAGAUUUUAAUGGUAUUUGGGUGAACACCCCCCCACACCAUCACCAUUACACUACUUCAAGGUAAACAAAUAACUUAAUUUUAUUUUGGUUCAGAACUAAACAUACAUUAGGCGAUGUUAAAUAUUUCUAGCAAUGAAUCAGUAUAAAAUUACCUUCCAUAUUUAUAUACAUGGAGUUGUUGAGCUCCGUUCUCUGAGAUGCAUAUGUGGCCAUUAAUCGAACUGUUGAGUGGGGUACUUAUCCAUGCUAAUGGUGUUUGGUGUCUGUGUGAAUGGAAACAUUUUAUUUGCUAAAUAAUUUAGGGUCUGCUAAUACAAACUCCAAAAACUAAACUUUAGCAGCUGUUACCAAAUGCAGACGCAAUUCCCCUCCCGCCAUGCUGAUGUUAGCAUUUUUCUGGGUCUGUUGUAUUACCGCUUAGGCUUUCUAAGAAAUUUCUGAAACAUAGGACUGCUCAUGUGGAAUGCAUUGCUGACGGUCUGGUUUUAUAGAGCUCCCUAGCAAAAUUAGGGUGCCGUUCCAUGCAACUGCAAGUCUUUGUGGAAACUAGCAGGUUAAUUGCAUUUAUAGGCUUUUAUCAAAAUCCAUUUAAAAUGUGACAUGCGCUAGCAGAUGAUGUAUUGAAUCGAUGCACUCUCUUUCCCCAUAAAAUCUUGUCAAUCUUCUUCCCUCCUCCUCGUUAGGCGCAGGCUAAAUCCUCCAACAAUAAAUCCAUUACUCUUCUUAGAAUGCAGGUCCAAGAAAAUAACUACUGUAAGAGCAGGGCAGACAGUCAUACAAUCUCAGUUAAAGGGAAUUGAUAACAAGUCUCUCUUAAUCAGGUUUUUCCAACAUUUUGCUGAUUAAUCAUUGAAACUAGGAUACUCCUUGGAAUUCAGUUCUGAGCACUAAUAUGUAUCUAUGGUGUUCUGCAGCAUUUUUACAUUGCCAAACUAAUGGACUACAAAUGUUUAGCCUUGCCCUCCAAUCCAAGGGAGAAUUGAAACGGUGAUGCCAUGCUUUCUAAGUUUCCAUCUUUAGAACCCAAAUCCCCUGUUUCAUUUUUCUAUUAUCAUGCUUCCAAUAUUUCAUAAAUAACAGACUCCAUAUCUAUAUUUAUAUACCAAACUACCGCAUGUUCUUUCACUCUUAGAUUACUUGACCUCGUUGUCGCAAUGCCUUCUAGGAAUAAGGAAUUGAUGCCAUUUUGUUAUGUAGCUACAACUGUAGACCGUUCCCCACAGUCCCAUUGGGUUUAAGGCCUUCUGGCAUUGGUGCAGUGGUAUAUAAUUUUCUUCGGCAAGUAAUUUCCAGCUCAUUUUAUUGAUAUCCCGUUGCUUUUAAUGUGUGGCUGUAUACACAGUAGUUCCUGGUAACUGCCUCCAGCAUAUCUUUUAAAGUGUAGUUUAGGUUUAUAAAUGGAAAUGUGCUGUACGCCUGGUUUUAGGCCCACCUGGAACUCUCAUUAACUUGUUUGAUCUUAUUUUUUAACUAUUACUUUCUCUGCUUUUCCCUUGACGACAAAAAAAACCAAACAAACCCUAAUGUAAGCUAUGCAUUUGCUGAGUACUAGUUUAAAACAUGUUAUUGUAUAUGCAUUAAUUGUGUUUGUGUGUGUGUAUGCAUUCGCUUCUUUAGCACAUCAAGAUAGUGGUGUGCAUGUCUUGUGUGUCCACGAGCACUCAGGCAGCCUUUUGUUGCAGCUUGUGUAACAGCCUUUUGGUUCUGCCUGGGCUGCAUUUAAACACUGUAGGCACCCAGACAACUUUAGCUCAUUGAAGUGGUCUGAGUGUUGUGUCCCUUGUACUUAGUGCUGUAAUGUAAAACAUUCCAGUUCCAGCGAACUGCAAUGUUUACAUUGCAGCUCUGAGUUGCCUGUAGUGACUGUCUACCAGACUAGAGGGAUUCCCGUAUUGAAAGAGACCUUUGGUCCAGUAUCUGACGCUGGAUGUCCUCAUGCUUUGCACAUUUGCUGCGCAUGCUCAUUAGAGCAUGCUAGUCGCUUGAUGUCGGAGGGGGCCCUUGGCGCUGGGAUAAGGUAAGUAAAUAAAGGAAGGGGGCUGGCAGGGGGAGUGAUAGUGCCAAGAAUACAGCUUUGUAUUCUUGGCACUAUAGUAUCCCUUUUAAGGGAUGCCAGGUUUUCAGUGUGUGCCAGGCUGUAUUCCAUCCAAAUUAAAAAAGUAAAAACAUUUAGCAAAAAUGCACUCGAUUCAGUAGCUGAUCUUUAAUUUUUGAGGUUUAAAUUUAAUUUACAAGUGUCAAUAACUAUAAUGCGACAAUACUACUUUUGUGUAAUGUAGCUGCACAAGAUAAGAGCUAUAAUUUAUCCGCCUGCCUAAUAACUAUGCCACGCUUUAACUAUUCUGCCUAAUAAGUAUGCUAUAAUUUAACUAUGUCGCUUGCACUCUGUAUUGUAAUUAAACUUGUGAAACCUUUACUAUCCACAAACUGUAGUAAAGAAUGGCUCAUUGUAACCUUGUGUGUGUGUACACAAACUAAAAGAAAUGGCUUCCACAGACAUUCUCUGUGAAAUCUCAUGUCUAAAAUUAUAGAAAUAAAAACUCCGGUAGCAGAUGUCUGCAGCUUACUGUAUGUUCUACCAGAUGUUUAAGACCAUCUUCUGCUCUGGCUUAUAUUUCAAAGCCACAAAUAACCAGAAUUUACUUGUUUGUUAUAGGAUAGGAUGCCUUUGGGCUGGUCUUUUAGACCCUCUCCUCCCCGUAAUCCUCCCCACGAUAGUGUGGAUAUAGCCACAACAGUAUCUUGCAAAACCAUAUAGUUACCUACGCACUAUCCUAAAUCCCUUUAUACAUUUAAUUAACAUAGUUUCUGUACCACUGCAGCGGCCAUUAAAAUACAAGCUCACCUGCUUAAAGGCAAACCUUUUAGGUGAGUCCUAAACUAUUUAGCUAAAAAGCUAAAUCUCUAAAGAGACUUUGAGCACAGGGCAAAUUGUCUGUGUUUUUAUGACGCUAUACAUUCUUACAUUAGUCUCUUGCAUUCUGCAAGGCUUGCUCUACAACUCUUGAACUCUGAAUUUGUUAAAUAGACACUGCCGGUGUUUUAUUCAUAUUCAUGGAACACCUGCUUCAGUUCCUUUAAUAGCUAGUAUUGCAUGUUUGUGAUUUUUAGCAGCUUGAGUAGAACUCCAAAGCAAGAUGAUUUAUAAAUUUGGAUGGCAAACUGGUGUGUGUGUGUGUGUGUGUGUGUGUGUGUGUGUGUGUGUGUGCUUGUUAGUGCAUUUGAGAGUAUCUGUGACAGUACGCACAUUCAUGGGAGUGUGUUUCUGAAAUCUCUUGUUAUAUGUAUUCCUUUGCUUUUAUUGUGUUUUUUGUUUUUGUUUUUAUUGUUUCUUUAUAUUAAAUAUAUAGUUGGACUGGAAACGAGAGAGUGCAAAAAUGAUGUGCAUGUUUGUGUUUCAGCAUUUCCCCCUAGAAGCAGUUCUGUAUUAGUGUCGGAUAUUAUCUUAAACAUCUACAUCUUGUGGCAGGUUAACAAGCAUGCUUUCUAGAGGAUCCGUGCAAAAUGUCGACAUGUCAUUAUUCCUUGUCAGCUCAGCCCUCGCCUGCUAAGCAACAAGAAAUCAUUUCUGCCUGUGUUUUCUUUCUUGUCUGGGUUGACUGCAUACAUAUGGUAGUUAUUCUUUCUGCAGGGGACGGGUUUCUUCCCCUGUCUUUCUCAUACAGCUGUGCUUCUGAUUUUCUGAAGUCCGGGAAAGCUGGCGUGAUGACACUACAGUUACACAGGGGAUAUGAUGCUGUUCUCGGAUUUGAUGGGCAGCUCUGCAGGUUCCUAGCUGUCUGUAUGAGUUAGGGUUUCUACUAACCCUUUAAGUGUAAGAAAGUGAAAUACACAUACACUUUUUUUUUUUUUUUCCAUUCUUAUCAGUGGUAUAUAUAAUAAUGGUUUGCAAAACAUGCAGAUCUCUUGUCUGGUGCCUUUGCAAACCCUCCCCUUCUAACCCCGCCCAGGCUUUCUGUGACUGUCCAAUCACAGACUUACCAAUGCAGCUCAAUAUGAAGUCUUUGCAAAGCAGGUGCUCUGGGCAAUUGCUGCCACUUGAGUUUAGCUCCAGUGAGCUAACCAAACCAGGAAGUAACAAGGACAGUUGUUUGCUUGAAAGCCAAGGUGGUGUUACCAGGUUAAUUUAUAAAAGUGCUAAUUUCCUAUGAAAUCUGCACUUUUUGUAAAAUAAAAAAAAAAAUAGGACACACUCUUCACACACAAAGUAUUGCAGUAAGCUAAAGUGCCUUAGGGGUCUGGAGUGUCCCUUUAAUAGUGCCGUGGACACUGAAAUGCAGUAGUUUCCUAAAUCAUAUCUGUGUUAUGAACCAUUUUUAGUCUUCUGCCCAGUUCCAGCUCAGCAGCUUACAAGGUUUAAAUCAUGGAGCAGUUAUUUUUGUCUAAAUCUCGAUUGCAAGAGAAUAUACCUCUUAGAGAGAGAGAGAUUACAUACACACACACGCUCUCACGCUCUCUCUCCCGUAAACAUAGCAGUUUCUCUGAAACUACUGUGUUUACAGCAGGCAGGAUUAAUCCUAGAUGGACCUGGCACACAGACCACUUCAUUGAGCUGAAGUGGUCUGGGUGCCUAUAGUGGUCCUUUAAUAUAGGAAUUAGGAAAGCAUUGGUUUGGCUGAGAUCAUCAAUAUUGAUAAUCUCAGCCGCAGUAAGCCCAGUGCGGUGUGGGGAAAAACUCACUCUGUCUCUGUCUCCGUCUUUCGCUGUCUUAGUAUUUGUAUGGUGCUGACAUCCACGGCUUGCAAACGUUGUACUGUCUUGGUUAAUAGAUGGCACCUGACCAAACUUGGUAUAGAGAUGUCUGGUUUUAUCAGCGAGGUCUUUUUCAAGCUCGAAACGUUGCUGCUCUUUCUGUUCUAUAAAAAAAAAAAUUAUAUAUAUAUAUAUAUAUAUAUAUAUAUAUAUAUAUAUCUCUAUAUCUCCCGCACUCACGCUCCAAUUACCCUUGUUGCCCGGGUGCCAGCAAGUAAUAGCCGUCCAUACAAAAAUCCAACGAAUUGCUGCACUCACGGUGAAUAAAAAUCCAAGUUUAUUGAAAAUAGAUUAAAACAUCUACGACCCGGGUCGUAGAUGUUUUAAUCUAUUUUCAAUAAACUUGGAUUUUUAUUCACCGUGAGUGCAGCAAUUCGUUGGAUUUUUAUAUAUUUAUAUAUAUAUAUAUUUAUAUAUAUUUAUUUAUUUAUUUAACACUAGAGUGCCUGGAAAUUUCUUCUUUUUUGAAGCUAGAGUGCUGCUCCAGGUCUUUAAAGUUCUAAGUAUCACCAACAUUUUCUGCCAUCUUGGUUUUCAAGAUCUGACGAAUGCCUGGUCCACAUAAAGAAGGGAAACUGGAGAUUGCUUCCUGACAUUACUUCAGUUAAUAAAUCACUAACCAAAAAAUCAGAAUGGACUACUCUAUUGUAGUGCCUAUAGUACCUGGUAGUGCAAAUUAAAGGAAAAGAUAAAAGGGGUCAAACCACAGAUUUCGGGUGUCCCUACUGAUGGGAACAUGGAAUUUUGUAUAACUUAAAACAUUCAUGUGGCUGUCACAUGUGCAUCCCCAGCUAUUGGAAUCACAAACCGGAAUGUUUAAUAUAAGCCACUAAAGAAACCUUACCGAUCUAAAGCACCCAGCAUCACUUUAGUUCCUGAUUUCUUACAAACUCUGCUUCAUCAUGCCAUCAGUGAUUUAAAUAACAUCUGCUUUUCAUAUGUCGUAUAGCAAUUUAAACAUCUGGGAUGGUGUUAAUUUAUCGUCCUAUCUUCAUGUUAAAGUUUAUUUUUUUUUUCUUCUUUCUUAUACCUUUUUUUUUAUUUAUUGAUAAAACCCUAUUUUACAUGUGUGGUGUUCAGUAGUGCUGUACAUUUCAGAUAACCUGUUGAUUAGGAAUGAUCAGCAGGUGGCGCUCCAGCCGUGGUGGAACUCUUAAGUUCAAUUAAGUUCAGUAUUAUCCUUAAAGAAAAUAAAAAUGUCCGUGGCUGGGUAAGCAUCGCACAUUGCUCAGGAGCUGAGUACCGUGGCUUUUCCUGGUGAAUUAUCAGUGGGAGGUCUCGUACUGCCAUGAUGAGAUUUUAGCAGGUGCAUUGAGCACUGUUUGAUAAAAAAACAUUUUGUGUUUAAUGAAGCUUUUACUCCAGAUGCUUCGAAAAAGUAGAGUAAAGCAUUAGAUAUUUUUAAAUUUAGACUUUUAUUUCUAAAAUGCGAUGGGAGCACCACUUGUGCCUUGGUAUUAAUUGAAACUGCUCAGCCCUAGGACAUUUCAGUGUGGCAUCUGAGCUGGCAGGACGUAGAUUCAUGCUAAUGCUUAGUUCUAGCUCGGUUAUUUCUGAAAGCUGCUGUUUAUCCUGAAGGUUGGAAAAGCAUUCUGGGUGUUGUAAUUCUAAAACGGUAGCCUUACGUACCUUUUGGUCAACCCUACUAGAACUCAUUGACUAUGGUGGCACAAGUUGCCCUCAAAUACAUUUAUUUUAUCUUAUCAGUAGUCCUUUAUUUACAUUUUACUGUCAAUGCCAUACAAAAGUAACAUUCUGGAACUGAAUGGGUUAUAAAGCCUGUGAUUUAAGCCAUUAGACAGCCUGCACUCCUAAACCUGUUUUUAGCAUGUCAUUUUACAUUACUCGUCUGGAAAGCUCUGAAAAACAGACUAAUAAAGACAGUAAAGUAACUGGAUAUCACAUUACAGUGAUUUACAGAAUGGGUUAGAACUGAAUAAUACCCCCUCCUUACUCAAAUACGUUCCAUAUUAACAGUAGGCAUUUCCACAAUAGUGGGAAAUAAUAGUAUGUCCCAGGUAUAAAGGAAUGGGUAGUUGACCCCCUCUUCACUUGCUGGACACAUACAUAAGAUGGACGCUUUCAAAAGGCCAACACUAAUUUGAAUUAUUGUGCGUUUCUUUCACACCACACAACCUAAAUUAUUAUAUACACAUGAAUACAAUACAAAAGAGCAAUCUAGAAUUGUAAUUAAAGGGACACUCCCCACUGAAGGUUACCCAUUCUUUUUAAAUUUGUUUUAUUGUUAAUGCAUUACAACAUAUACAAUAUAAAGGCGUUUGGCAUUUUAACCUGAUGUUCUCACCCAAGUAGGCCAUGCUUAUGCUUAACUUUAUAUUGCAGUGGUGAGCGUAUACUACAAGCAGUACUUUAUACGAAAAGCAAGGAUUUGUGAGAAUAGUAAAAGAGAACAAAAUGGGAAAAGCAUUGCUGCUUGAUAUGUAUGGGGACAGAAACUGUGGUUUUUUUUGAAUAUAAACGCGUGUGGUUGCCAGAAGCAUCCCUUUAAAUAAAUUCAUUUUAUUUGAAAGAUUCAGGGAUUCUGAAACUGCUACACAUGUAUUUGCCAAUUACUGAGGGUUGACUUUGUAAUAAAUUACACUGGCCUGCAGACCAUAUUUACCAGCAGGUUCAGAUCUGCAGUUAUAAUUUAGAUUUCUAUGAUUAAACCAAAGGGAACUCGGCAGUAAAGAUACAGUUCUAAAUAAAGGAUAAAGCAUGUGCUUUUGGAUAGGAUACAGACAGGCUGAAAUGGCCAAUUCUUUGCUUUUAUCUGCUGGCCAAAUCUGUUUCUGUGCUUACAUUUAUUAUGGAAUAAACUGAUGGUACUACUGUAUACAGCGCAUCAGAGACUCAGAAAUAAGCUGAAUAGAACUGUUGUUUCUUUUAUGAUUACGUUCGCCUAAUGGCCUAAACAUGAUGCUUUAUUUAUGAUUUUGGAUCAUCUGAAAUUGAUGGAAAUUUUUUUAAGUAACAUGAGGUAAAUUUUCUUUUUCUUUCAUGUUACCAAAUGAGGUUAAUCCAUGCUGCUUGCAUGACAGAUCUUCCUGUUUCUGAGAGUUCGGUGGUGUAUUUGAAUUGGUGAUAUUCUGCUGUUGGAAUAAUUGCCCAUGAGGCAAAGAUUUGACUAGAAAGUUUUUGCUUACAACCACCUAUCGGCAAGCCUCGGGGUCUGUGAACGCAGAAACUAGGAAGAUGGCUUUCUAUUCUAUUUAUUUCUAUUGAGAGAGAUUCCAUUAGCAAGUAUCCUUUUGGCUGAGAAAACUAUUCUACUUUAGUAGUGACCGUCUUCCUUUUCCGUAAAAUGACUGGACAAUUCUAUUCUUGUGGAUACCAAAUGGUAUAAUGUACUUAAAGCAAUCCACACUAGGGCCUUCUUUCUCCUAGUAUAAAAGAGUAAUGGGAACUUUAUUGUCCCCAAUAAAAUAGCCAAUACUGCAGAUAUUUUAUUCUAAUUCCUGAUGCAUUCUGACUUACCAGAGAAAAUCUAUUUCCAAGUGCUGAAGCAUUUGAGCACCUCUCCACUUUAGGUCACUAUACGACAUCCGAAGCAGCCAACAUCUUGGCACUGCAUUUGUGGCAAAGUAAUUUCCCUUGAUGAUCCGCUUGCCUAAAUUAUCAUGGGCCGUGAGUAUCACGCAAAUCUGCUCCUUCACUGGACAAGGAGUGGAUGUGUGUGUAUUUUUUGCUUUAUCUUUAGUUUAUUUGUAUAGUUAUAUUUUCCAGAGUGAACUAUAAAAAUCAUUCAAGCUCCCAGAGUCCCUUUGUUCAGGGAUGUCUUUGUGAUUUAAGUUGGAAGUGAAAUGAGUUAUAAAUAGUCUGAAAUAUUGCAUAUUCAUUGCAGAUUAUAGCCUGUUCUAAAUGGUCAACUUUAUUGUGUCAAAUAUAGAGUGUAAACAACGCGGACUUAAAGGGACGUUAUAGACGCCCAGACCACUUCAGCUUAUUGUGAAGUGGUCUGGGUGCACUGUCCCUGUCCCCUUAACACUGCAAUUUUUGAUAAACAGCAAUUAUUGCAUUGCAGGGCUAACUCCUCUUCCUUUGGCUGUCUACCAAACAGCCACUAGAUGGACAUCCGAACGGUUUGGCGACUUUUUGCAUGAGGACAUCCAGUGUCGCCCAAAACCCCAUAGGUACUCAUUAUGCAAUGCUUUCCUAUGGCGAAAGUUCUAAUGUGAGUGCGGCCCUUAACUAUUAGGUUAUUCAUUAAUAAGUUAUUCAAAUAAUGUAGUAAUCCUUACUAUGCAGGUGUUCAUUUCAAUACCUAUUUUUGUACAUUAUAUUGUGCUCCUAAAUAUGAGAAUCACGAAUAAAAUAAAAAAUAUCUCCUUUUAUAAAGGAUUGUAGUUUUUUUGAGAGACUGUAAAGUUUGGAUAUUUAUUAAUUGGAGGUUUCAUUUCAACUUUGCCAACAAAUUGGGCUAUUUUUCUGCACACUCAGCCACUACUGCUUAUAAAUCCUAUAUCUGGGUCGAGUUCAGCCUUUAACCGUUACCGCUAGAGUGACCAUACGCUGUGAUUCAUGUGACAUUAAGGGCACUUUGAUACUGUAAUUCUUAGCUAUACAUCUUACAUACACUUUGCAAGGAUCUUUCAUUGAAACACAAUAACUUUGUUGCACAAAAAAGGUUUUCACCUGAAGUCCCCACUAUAUUUUGGCUUUGUCACUUUUUUGAUCACUUCUGUCAUGCUAACAUUCUUUUUGCUUGUUGCCUUUUCCACAGAGGAGGCAAUGAGUCCUCUAUAAUGAGCAUUAUGGCUUUAUAAUUUCAAGGCAGCUCGUCAUUUUAGUAAUAUAUAUUCAAUCCUCUUGAUGUUAAAGGAACAAUAUAGUCCUCAGAACCACUACAGUUUAAUGUAGUGGUUCUGGAGCCUAUAGCAUGUCAAUGAAGGCUGAGCAUGGUAAACAGUGUUGACAUUGCUAGUGGCAUUCACUCAGAGGUGCUUCCUAUCUCAGGACUGCACAUUCUGCGUGGAGAUGCUGAAUGCUCCACAUAGAGAAGUAUUGAUUCAAUGCAUCUCAAUGAAGGGAUGCUAAUUGGCACAGUGCAUAUAGCCUCCCAGUGCUUUAAAGGACCACUAUAGUGCCCUGAGGGUGCCCCCACCCUUAGGGUCCCACUCCCGCCGGGCUGAACGGGGAGGAAGGGAGUUAAACACUCACCUUUCUCCAGCGCCAUGCUCACUCAGUGCUUUCCUAUGGACGCUGGUGUCUUCUCACUGUGAAAAUCACAGUGAGAAGCGCCUCUAGCGGCUAUCAAUGAGACAACCACUAGAGGCCGGAUUAACUGUAGUGUUAACAUAGCAGUUUCUCUGAAACUACUAUGUUUACAGCAGGUCCUAGAUGGACCUGGCACACAGACCACUUCAUUGAGCUGAAGUGGUCUGGGUGCCUAUAGUGGUCCUUUAAUAUAGGAAUUAGGAAAGCAUUGGUUUGGCUGAGAUCAUCAAUAUUGAUAAUCUCAGCCACGGAGUUAGGGCCAGCCGCAGUAAGCCCAGUGCGGUGUGGGAAAAACACCAAUGUCAGGAAUACGCUAACGGAGCAGGUUCCUCAUCACUUAAUUCAAUUCACUUACUUUAGAAUGUUAUACUUUGCACAGCAUGGUAGAGUAUAAUGGCACUGUAUAAAUGACAAGAUAUACAAUAUACGGUCAAACCUAGUCUCACAUUUGAUAUGCCAAUAUCUACCAGCUAUAUCAAAGAGAAAUUUGUGUUGCUCCUAGUAAAAUGUAUUCCAAGAAAUCAAAACGCUAAAAACAAAUUCAACUUUAUCAGAUUUCUUGCCUGACAUGCUGUCUAUAGACAUGUCAGAAAUGAAAACAACUUUAUAAAAUAGUGAAAUUCAGGCCAUAUUUGUCCAAUUAUUGUUUCCUAUCCUUUAAACAGAGUUACUGUAUGCAAAAUUCCCUUUUCCCUUGUUUUUUGCCGAAUCUGUUCAGAUGUGUUUUAAUGCCUGGAGCAGAUGUGCCUCUUAUCAUUAAAAAUGGAUUAACCUUACUGCUGAUAACUUUGCGUGGGAUUGUUUCAGCCUCAAUAGUGUCUAGAAGCUUUUCCUCAAGCUAAGCACAGGAAGAAGUUGAUCUGUUUAUUUUUUUUUUUUUUCGCCCUCCUCUUCUCUGAAAAACGCUAAGAAAUGAGAAAUGUAUGUGGUAUUAAAGAAACCCUGCAUGGGGGUUCAAUCAUUCACUAGAUAUUUAUGGGUCAGGCAGGUAUGAAAAUGUUUGCUUGCUUAUAUUGGCCACAGCACUAGUUUCUACAGCUACUGUAAAAGCCUGCCUACACACAGGAGCUCUGUAGGCACAUUUAUUCUAAUUUCAGGGAGCUUGUGAAAUAAGUAGAAGUUUUAGCCUUACUCUUGUUUUGAGCUCCAAUUCAAAGCAAGUGCAGCAGGAAAGCCUCCUUGUGAUCUGACAGCUGGGACGGAUGCGACAAUGGUGAUUUAUAAAAGUGUCAUUUUCUCUUUAAAUAAACUCUUCUCACAUAAGCUGCAAUUUAACACUAAAGCACUUCAGCAUGCGAAGGUGCUUCAGGUGUGUGGUGCAGCUUAUCAGGGAUGGUAUCUUACCAAUAUAGCACUGCUAGUAAUGUCUUGACGUUAAAGGUCAUCAACUCAGCAUUUAAUUCUUCAGGGCUCUUUAAAAUAAACAUAUGUUUGUAAUGUUAGCAACUAUUUACCCCCUGCUGGUAUGUUAAGUCAGAGCAUGCAUCAGGUACUUUGGUUGUCCUUUGGGGAAGCGGCUAUGCAAAGAAUUAUUAGAAUUCUAGAACUGCGUCUUGACCUUGACUGGUAUCUAACCUAUUGAUCCCCAUAGUCACAAAGGCAUUAAUUCAGCUAGUAGUUGCUCAAGUCAUUUAAUGUUUGUGUCAUUCUGUCUGAUGUCCCUUGAUACAAGCAGGGUUUAUUUUUUAUUUUUUUGUGCCUCUAGGGAUUCUCACACUCCUAGUCUAACCCCAGAACUCUAUACAUUGCUUGCUUGGAUUUGGACAAAAGUGUCAGGAAGUUAAUCCCUCCUUAAAAGAUCACACCAAGCAUCCUAACCCCUACACACACUAUUGUACAUUGGCCCGGUUCACAUAGGAUCACCUAUAUAACUGAAAUUAACUUCUUUGUUUAGCCUGCUUUCAAGCAUGGAUAUCCACAGAUCGAGAACUUUGUGUGAACUUUCGUUGGCUUCAAUUUUAUUUUCAUUUACAUUAAAGUGUGCUGUUUGUGAUCAAAACCACUCUAGCUUCUGUGGUUUAAAAUGUUUAUUAAGCUCAGGUGUAAGUGUUGUAAUCCUCAUAGGCCACAACAAUCGCUAGCAGUUACCGGUCUAUCUAAACAUAUCAAAGAUAAAAAUAACGAACAAGAAGUCAUUACAAAAUUUAGUUUAGCUUGUAUUUUUUACUCCAGUCUGAACGUUUUUCUCAUUGUUGACUUGCACUUCAUUGUCCAAUCCCGGAGCAUGCUAAAACUCCCGUGACAGUGGCGCUAUACAAGCAAUGUGAAAAAAUGAAUGACUGCAUUCUGUGUAGCAAGCAUCACUUGAAAUCAGCACAUACUUGGAACGAGUUAUGUUUCACUUACUCGAAUGGACAUCUUGAUGAUACGGAUCUUAGAUACUGCGCUCAUUGCCUCUGGCAACUUCAAAUCUAAAACGUGUGGGAAGAUUAAGGAUAAACAAAAGCAGAUGCCCAUUUGAUUGGAGUUCUGCAAUCUGCCAAAUAAAGUUAGCUGUCUUGCCAUAAAAUUAAAACCUUUGAAAAAAAACUUGUGUAACAAUGUUGCCAUACAUAUAUCUAAAUCAAACCCAAACCUUUCAUUUUCCUUUCCAUUUGACUAGCUCUGGUUUCCUGCAUUGCUGUUACGAUCUGUUACUAUUAGUGUUCAUCUUCAUUUGUUUUGCUUCGCCCUUUAAAAUAAUAAAAUAGCCAUGCUGCUUACAUGUUUGAAACCGGAGGGGAGGAUAGUUUAACCGUGGUGUAACUUAUUUUACAUUUUUUAUCUCCUUUGGCAUCUACAAAUUUUGACACAUGUAAUCUUGAACUUCUUAAAACUGACUUGUUUUCACCUUCACAGAAUCUGUUUUGUAUAUCGUGGAACAUUUUAUACAAAACAUAAUGUUAGAACUACUCAACAGGUUGCUUAUAUUCAACAGUGAGCCAUAUAUUGUAGAAAAAUAAUUUGUAUGGGGUCUUCGGAGAUCUUAUAAAAACCACAAGACCAAAUGUCUGACACAUGGAGGUAUUGGGAAAACCCAAUAAAAUGAAAUCUUCUAAGAUGUUCUUCAAUGUUAUGUAAAUGUGAAAGUUUGGGUUAGGAUUGCUUUCAUCUAAGCAGCACUGAUGCAUACACGUCCCAAUCUACCUGAUAUUGAUGAGUUUCCUUCGAAGUAAUCUACUGCUUUUUGCAGCUUACAUCCUAAAUUCAGCCCCUCUCCUGGUAAUUAUGUAUCAGGAGGAGGAGCUGGACAGACAGAAUUGAGCUACUGGUCUCCUCAGCUUCUUCCACCAUCUCAUUUUUAGGAGAGGACUGAAUUUAAAUGGCAGUACAUACCUGAGUGUAGCUUCCACAAAUGUUGUUCAUGUUUGACAUAUACAUGGUCCCUUAAGACUAGAGUCCCCCCAGUAAAACUCUGGCUGAGUUAUCACCGACAUACCUGUAGGGCGUUUAAGGUAAAUGCAUUUGAAAUUAUGGCAUAGGGAUAUGAUCGCAUACAUUGUUGGUCAACCCUUUGGUUUCUUACAUAAUGCUAAUGAUGAGAUUAGUCCAACAUUGAAUCUUACUAUUGUAAUGCGCCACCUGUGACAGAGAUGGGAUCAAACACAAUCUGGUUAAUACUCCCAUGUAACAUACAUCUCAUUCGUGUAUCACGCACUAGCUUUUGAAAACAGAGCAGAAAGACCUUCUCUGAAAUUCACAGCAUGGCACACACCAUACGUAAUGCUUUUAUUAGAGGCUUAUUCCCAACUAAGGUCUUAGCGCAGCAUUGAAUCUGAAUUGUGCCAUAAAUGAAACCGACCUUAGAAAAAGUAAUUUUGCAGAUGGGGGAACAAGCACUGGAAUUUUAAAGUAAAUCACUAGUUGCUUACAAAAUCUUUUCCGUAGCAAUUUGAUGACGGUUAGCUUUGCGUCCAAGGGUUUACAACCUGCACUGCUUUUGUUCGUUGGCAUGUGUUUGCUGAUAGCAGAUUUUACAAUUGUUUUCUCUAUUUAUUCUCCUAUGCAGUUCAGUAUCAGAUGGAGAUGAUGCGUAGCUUGCGUCAUGUCAACAUUGACCAUCUUCACGUUGGAUGGUACCAGUCCACAUACUAUGGCACCUUCGUCAGCCGAGCUCUCCUGGAUUCCCAGUUCAGUUACCAGCAUGCCAUUGAGGAAUCUGUGGUUCUCAUUUACGGUAAGAAUGUUUACUCCCCCCCUUUCCCAAGUCCACAUUGAUACUAACAUUUUUCACUGUGCUACAAAGUGCUUAGUUUUUGUGUGUGUAUGUGUUGGAGGGUGAGGAGGGGGCGUAAUGUCUGAGGUAGCCUGGCAGUCCCUUUUAAGUAAAUACCAACCCCAUGUCUGCAGCAGCAGCACAGUCUAGACAGAGUUUCCUAUUCUGUGUUUAUUUUUCUUGCUAUCAGAGCCCUGAUGUGUACACUUUGGAAUGCUGAAUGAGAGUAGCCGCUUCAUUUUUAUUCCUGCAUCUCCCUCGUCCCUUGGUGAAGGCUGGUGGAACCAGACCAGAUGUCUAACAAACCUCGAUUACUGGGAUGUCUGGCUCUGUACUACGUGACUGACCAAUCAUAACACAAUUUGCCAAGUUUUUUUCUUUUUUUUUUUUUUUUCUUCCCUCUUCUCUCCCUUAAUACCUCUGACAGGGGCGCACAGACCCUGCUCUGUUUCCCUGAACACAAACAUUUUUUUCUCUUUCUGCCGGUUUAAUGGUGUUUCCUCAAGCUCUCCAGACCAGAUGUUCUGUGCUGUAUCAGAACCAUAGGCAAUUUAACAGCUUUAUGGCUCCCUCCCCCCUGAAAUGCUGUGUUUGCCAUAUCUGGCAGUCUUGCAUAUAGUUUCCAGCUGAGCAGUGAAUGUAACGUCCCCGCGUAUCUGUCAGAAAAAAUACUAAUGAAUGUAAUCAAUCUUACGAGCUGCCCCCAAAUUAUUUCAGUAUGUUAACAAUUGGAUUACAGUAAAGAACAAGUUGUUAAAGUAUACUUUGUAUUGGCUGGGAACAUGACAUCACAGCCUGAUGACUUUUCCACUUGUUUUUGUAUGUUGUCUCAUUUUGUCACCUUUUCGAUGUGUAUAAACGCCUCCUGGGAUAAUGAAGACAGUCAGCCCUUUGUAGGUCUUACAUGGUUUCUAGAGUGAAUAGAAGCAGUAUUUUCAGAUAGCCUAGCCAAGAGUUUUGUUUCAUGAAAUAAGAUUUUCUGAGUGCUGUUCAGUGCGAUGAUAAAAAGCUUUUUUUUCUUCUUUUUUUUUAAAUUCCAAAUCAUUCUAAAUUUGCCAGACCAGAAGCAAGCUAUCUUGUGAAAUAUAGGACAUUUUGAGGAAAUUGUGAAUUAUAUUGAGUUAGUAGCUGAUUUGCAACGUUUCCACUAUGCAUUUGUUUUGGUUUUAUUUUCUUCGAAGUCACGGUUUAGUGGAUAUCCACAUUACCUAAUAGUUACAACAGGUAGGGCUUUCGUAACACAUUGUCUCCCGUGGGGACUGCCUAUUUGCAAACCCUAAUAAUACCCAACGUGUAAGAGUAUAGUGUACAAUAUAUAUCAUUAAAAAGAUGGAUAAGCGUUAUCCUGAGCAUGCAUUUCUUAAAACCGAUGCUGCUAAAAUCAACUUAAAAAAAAAAAAAAAAAAUUUAAGUAUGUACAUAAUUAAAAUGUUUCAGGGCCAUUUCAUAAGGAGAAAAUAGAGAAUUUGGACACACUAUGGCCAUAAGAAAAUUUUGGCCAUAAGCAUAUUGUGCUGUGCUCACCAUUAUGACAAAGAUCUACAUUUGAUAAAUAUACUAUUGGCUGUUUCGAUUAUUCUUUGGGUAAUCUGGUUCAAAGUCUCUUAUGCAAUUCAUCUGCUUUUUACUCAUCUACAUCAUAAAGGGUUAAAUUCUAGUGCUGUGGGGCUGCAAUGCCAGAGGCCAAGAUUCUUCUUCUAAUGGAGAUAAAAUCAGUGGCUAGGUCAGCACAUCUUUAGUACUACAAGUUACAAGCAAGCUACAAGAUAUAGAUAGAUAGAUAGAUAUAUACAUAUAUCUCUUGUAGCUUGCUAAAAAUAUAAAUCUUUUUUUUUUGGGGGGGGGGAAGACUUCAAUUUUACAUGCACAGUGUCAUGUAGCAUAUUUCUGCAUUUGCAUUAAUAUUUUCGGAGGUUGUAGAAACCUCUCUCCUGCAUGCCUACGAAUGUGAUUCAUUGAAUCAAACAAUAGAGCGCACUGCCUGCAGUUGCUAGUUUGCCAGUCAUAAAAUAGAUUUUAUUUAUCCCUACUUAUGCAAGGUCCUCACCCGCAAGCACUCCAGAUUUUUUUACCAAACCCUGUGUGCCAUAAAUAUUCAAAAGAGCUAUAGCGUGAAAGGAACUCAAAUCAAACUGGCCAGUUCAUAGAAUUGCACCUUUUGGCUGCUCUUUUAACCUUUACCGGUGUCUGCGCCUCUGGACAUGAGGCACACAUUGUUUGCUUGGAAGCUAUCUCUGAUUCUCUCUGUGAACUAAAAAGGCAGCUCAGUGGCCAUUGUAUUCCUGAUUUGAGAUUCACGGAAGGCGUGCAGUGUGGUGAAGGAACAUUGUAGUCUGCAUGCUAAUAAGCAGAGCAUUGAAAUUGGAGUUAUUUUUCAGCGGGCUGCUUUUCUCCUCCUUAUCACUGGUGGAAGCAGCCAACGGCAGACGAGACAAAUAGAUUAACUAAUUGUCUUUCUGCAUAGCAUGACCUCCUUGCAUUAUACACCUCCUGAUUAACCUCCAGAAAUUAUGGAUUAUACAUCGAUGGAGGGGGCGCCAGCAGAGUUUAAUAAAACAAAACAUGUUAUGGUCUGUUGGAGUAUACCUUCUCACGGCUAUCUCUUAAGGAUCCGCUGGCUGAGGAUAGUUGUAGUUUGAUUGUAGAUUUUAGCCUGAAAGGCCACAGUUGUUCAGUCCACAUUCAAAAUGUGUCACAUUGGCGUGAACGGCCUGAGUUAACCUCUGCAAUGAAGUGUUUGUUUUUUUUUUUUUUAAAGGAUUAAUGCUACUAGAUGGUAUAGGGAAAUCUGAAGAUUUUCUUAAAAGGCUGAUUUUCUGGGAUUCUGAUGCCCAUACUCCCAUCAUUUUCUGUAGGACUGAGCAUAUCACAUUAGAAUCCCAGACCCACGCCACAUCAUUGUCUCCAUUUGUCCCUCUAGUUUAUUAUACAUUCAAAAUUUAAACUAUAUGUUGAAACUAAUGCAUCUUUAAACUGAUGUCACAGUAAGUGUCACCCAAAGAAUAUAAUAUUUUGAAAAAAUAUUCUCUUGUAUGUUUGACCAUAUGUGUAAAGUGCAUCUCCCAUCAUGCUCCACAAACUUACAGUUCAGAUCGCUAUAUACCACAACUUUAAAGGGAAACUCUAAUUGCAAAACUGCUCUCAUACAUUCUUUUUACAAAAAGGACGCUUUUACUUUCAGAAAAAUUUCUAAAAUGUAUCUUUACCUGCAGAACUGUGCUUUGUAGCUAAUGAAGAUCCACCCCCUUUUUGCCCAACUCGUGGUUCCUUGUUAGUGCUGAAAAUUAUUUAGUCAUAUGUUUGUCCUAAAGAGGCAUUGAGGACAAGUCUCCAGUCCAACGUAUCAAAUUGAGAUGAAUAAUUUUAUUUAGAUUUAAGGAUUUGUAUAAAAAAAUAUUUUAGGUUUGUAUUUGAAAUACGGAUUGUAAUCUCUACCUACUAAAAUAGUGACUUGCUAUGUGACUAAAAUUUUCACCUGGCUCAGCUAAAUAGUGGAUAUGGUUGGUGGGAGUUAUAUUCCACAUAUGCUGUUUAACACUGGCUUAUCACACUGUCCCAUCAGAUGCAUUUAACUAUUAUUCGCAUCAGCCAGAAUCUCACUGAUAAUUAGAGAUAUUGUAGUCCAGCAGCCCCCCUCCCUGAAAAUCUCUGCUUGGUAUCUUCUCAGAACAAUAUGUGAUCACAUACAACUGUAUUAUCAGAGCCAAAAAGCAAAUUUUUCAGGUAAUGGUUUAGGGAUGUAAGAAGUGGGUGGUACAAAACUAUUAAAAUAGAAUAGAAAUAUAUUGAAUAUAUUAACAAUAGGUGUGGAAUAUGUGGCGCUGAGUAAUUAAUGUGAACAGUAUAUUUUAGCUGCUGUUUUACACUCUACGGGUACUCCUAAAAGCCCACCAUACAAAGAUAAACACCAAAAGACGAAAAAGAUUUCUGAUCUAAUGGGUGUUACCACCCCUUAGGUCAUCUAUCUUUAUGAGUGCAGCGCUGUGUAGUAUGUGAAAACACAGUGAAUUACCUGUGAUUCAAAGGCAAUUAUCCUUUAUAUUCUCCAAUGUAAUAUAUAUACAAAAGAAAACAGAAAUAUAUACAGAUAAUUGUGCAGUAUAUCUAUUACUUUAGUGAAGUGUUUAGUGGGUAACAUAUAUAUCUCCACUCACAUUUUUUAGAGCCUUUUCAAGUGAAUUAGGCUCUAAACUUUCGUGCGUUUGUGUCUUUAAGGGUAGAUCACACGACCCCUCUCUCCAGGUUAAGUGUGUAUUUUCCUCUCCCCAGCGUAUAUAAAGACACAGACUUAUCCAACUAAGUGUAGCAUCCUUUGUAAUAUUUUCAUAUAAAUAACAAAUUAAAGUGCUCAUCUUAUUUAGAGCGGACUAUAUUUCCCACAAAGAACCGGAGGAAAACCGGAAGUGACGCGGUAAGCGCAAAGCACUCUGGAUCUUGUAGUGCCGAAAACCGGAAGUGACGCGACGGCAUUUUAGCCGCGUCACAUGACAUAAAAAGACCCAUAAAAUUGGAAGAUGACAUUUUAAACGCUUAAAUUACAGAACAUGAAGAGGACACUCACAAGCUGACUGAGGAAGCCGUUUUUACCGGCGAAACGCGUUUUGGCUUUUAAAGUGGACUCAUUAUUUUUUCCUGAACCACCAAUACUUGCAAUAAUUUGUUCUUAUCCAAUUUUUUAUUUUCUAGAAAUAUUUUUAUACUGUUUUUAUAUACAUUGUAAUAAAUUCCCUUAUUUUAUACUAUCCACUGUAUCCAGUACCAGUGAUUCCAGGGAAGGGGCAGUGUCACCCCACAAAUUGACACUAGGCCUAUACUUAGAGCCAGUUACCAAAAGGCUCUAAAUAAGGUGAGCACUUUAAUUUGUUAUUUAUAUGAAAAUAUUACAAAAGGAUGCUACACUUAGUUGGAUAAUCCUGUGUCUUUUAUAUACGCUGGGGAGAGGAAAAUACACACUGAACCUGGAGAGAGGGGUCGUGUGAUCUACCCUUAAAGACAGAGACGCUUUCACUUGAAAAGGCUCUAAAAAAUGUGAGUGGAGAUAUAUAUGUUACCCACUAAACACUUCACUAAAGUAAUAGAUAUACUGCACAAUUAUCUGUAUAUAUUUCUGUUUUCUUUUGUAUAUAUAUUACAUUGGAGAAUAUAAAGGAUAAUUGCCUUUGAAUCACAGGUAAUUCACUGUUUUCACAUACUACACAGCGCUGCACUCAUAAAGAUAGAAGACCUAAGGGGUGGUAACACCCAUUAGAUCUGAAAUCUUUUUCGUCUUUUGGUGUUUAUCUUAGAAUAGAAAUAUGCAUUUAUUACCAUUUUUAUAUGAUAACUCCCAGCAUUGUUUUAACCACUACUAAACCUAAUGUCUACUGUGCUAUUUAGCUUAUUCAAUUAUUCCAUCUAAAUAAAGGUGUAAAUUAUCAGUGUAUUUAAUGGUAACUGGCAUGGGUGUACAUAGAUUUGUGCAUAAUGGCAUGCAAUAACCCUGUAUGACAAUACUGAUUAUUAUUUAUAAAAUUAAAAAAAUUAAAGACAUUGUAGGAUGGAGUUCACAGCACAUGCUUAGAUCCAAAUUCCAGGUAUGUAUAAGAUUUAAAGGGAUCCUAUAGUGCUAGGAAAACAAACCCGUUGUUCUGGCACUGUAGGCUCCUGGAUUGCCCUUCUCUCGCGCGUCCCACUCCCGCAUGACUGAAGGGGUUAAAACCACUUUAGCCACCUACCUGAAUCCAGUGCCAAUGUCCCUCAUCAGCCGGCAGGCAAGACCUAGUGCGCACGCGCAGCAAUUGCAGUGCGCGUUAGACCUCCCCAUAGGAAAGCAUUAUUCAAUUAUUGACACUGGAGGUCCAUGAGGAUGUCAGCGUCAGAUAACGGACCAAAAGUCCAUUUGGAUUCAAGAAGCCCUCUAGUCGCUGUCUGUUAGCCACAGAGGGCAAACUUAGAGCUGCAAUGUAGACAUUGCAGUUUCUCUGGAACUGCAAUGUUUUACAUUGCAGCACUAAGGGCAAAAGGGGCACAGCACCCAGACCACUUCAAUGAGCUGAAGUGGUCUGGGUGCCUACAGUGUCCCUUUAAUCUAUAAAUUUCCUUAUUUUGCUAGCUCACUGUUUAACUCAUUUACAGGAAGCAGAGCUUAUCCAACCAUACAUGUGAACACCUAGAUUAAUUUUAAGACCUAUCUGUCAUUUUUCUGUCUCCUCUUCCUUAAAGCAUUUGUUUUACUAUAGCUUGAAUUAGUUGGAAUUAGAAAACCUGUGAAAAUGUUACGUUUGUCCUAUCAGUUUUUGUAACUUUUUUUUUUCCUAUUCUAUUCCAGAUCCCAUUAAAACUGCUCAAGGCUCUCUGUCGCUUAAGGCUUAUCGUCUAACGCCCAAACUGAUGGAAGUCUGUAAAGAAAAAGAUUUUUCUGCUGAAGGGUAUGUGUAUUGACAUUGUGUGGAUCUUGGCAUGGUGAAGCUGUGAGGUACGAGUUGCUCGCAAAGGAUGGUUGAGAGAUUAUGCAGUGGAGAAUCACAGACCCACGCCAUGUGAAUAACUCCCUUUUUCCUCCAGUAUGCUAUACAUGCAAAAUAUAAACUAUAUGUUGAAAAAGAAUGCUUUAAACGCAUGUCAUAGUAAAAGUAUCACCUUAAGACUGUAAUAGUAUGUUAAUUUUGGAAUCUCUGUGCUACGAGAAUUGAAGGUAAAUAUGUAGAUCAGUUAGUACACUUUUUAGACAUUGUUUAAUGUAUCUCAAAUUAAUGUAAAGAGGCUUUUAGGGAGAAUAUCCAGCAAUUCAUUACCCCCCAGUUGGAUUGUCAUAAAAUGUCUUGCGUGUCCUCUUUGCAGACUGAAAAAGGCAAACGUUGCUUUCGAACACAUGUUUGAAGAAGUCCCGAUUGUAAUCAAGAACUCACAUCUCAUCAAUGUCCUGACCUGGGAGCUGGAUAGGAAGGCUCCUAUUACUGAAAAACACGAACUUCUCAGUCUGUCUAGCAGGUGAGCACUUAAUCAGCAUAAUUCAUGAUCAUGCCUUAUGUUAAGAAAAGCUCUAACCACCUUUGUUAAAGUAAAAUCCAGUUCUAAGUUUUAUCUGCUACGUACCGCCAUGUGAUAUUUUUCCAGAGGUAAAGUGGCAGCACCUAGGUUGUUACCAUGCCUCCCAUCCUAGGCAUGUAGUCUGAAAUAUUAAAAUGGAACCAUUUAAAAGGCAUCUAGACGCAAGGCUCCUAGUGUUUGUUCUCAAACAGCCUCAGACAUGUGCCUCACUUUUUAUGUUUAGAUGAUCAGUGGCGACUGGUUGAGAUAUUCCAGUUGUGGCUCCUACUGGUGAUUCAGAGUCGAAGGAUUACUCGCUGCGGGUUUCCUCUUGGCUUUUUUGGCAUUUAAAAAUAAACAUUGUAGUAAGAUAUAUGAACCGACAGUUCAAAUGCCAGUUUUUCAAUCUUUCCUUAAAGGGCUUCUUCAACACUUUUUUGAUUUAAUUAGAAUAAUUCCCUAUUAAUACUAUUCUUUCAGUCCCCCCAGAAAAGGAAGAGAGUUUGAUAAUAACUUUUGCUUACCUUUACCUGGCGAUGCACGGCAUGCCCCCAUCUGAAGUCACAGGAGCCGCAGUGAUGUUGAAUCGUAGAUUCUCAUGAUUGGGGAAUUGAAUGGGCUCAGCAGGCAUGCGAAUGCUCUGAGCCCGCAAGGGGAGGGUUAGAACAGCCGAGGGGAUAGAAAAGUGGACGCUGCGUGGGAGGGAGAGCAGACUAGGGAGACAUGUAAAAUAUGCACAUAAUUGACAUUAGUGGUUCCGGGCUGCGUCAGUCGUGUGUGCUGCUAGUGUGAAUAGCCCCUGGCUCACAACUCCAAUAUCUGGAUGUGUUCCAGGCUUCUACCACCAUGACCACUUAAAAAAGCUGAAGUGGUUUUAGUGGUUGGAGAAAUCUUUUAAGCCCAGUGCAUUUCCUGCUUCAUGUACCAGGCUCCCUUUUCCAACACAGCUCAUUUUGGGCAGUAUAUUAAAAUAAAUAGAAUUACCACAUACUUUUUCUGUGUAUCAUACUGUUUGUACCAAACUGUGAGAUAGAAAACAAAAAGGUGAAAGCAACAGGAAAAGCACAGAUCAUUCCCGUUACUACUGCAGGCAGGUCUGGGAGGGAACAAUCCGACACAUUAUCUCAUGCCUAGUGUGUGUGUGUAAGCUUGUUUAAUACUCCACCAGUUAUACUAUUACAGAGUCGAUUAACACCUUUGUUGUGAGACAUCCGUGGUCGUGCCUUCCAUAAAAAGACAUUUGUGAUAGUAAAUUUUGUUCCUGGAAUUAUGGCCAGGGUUGUGGUUUGGUCCUUGUUGACUUUGUUUUUUCACUACUUAGAAUUCUCUGCUUUGGACUAACUAAAUAUUUUGAGUUGAUGUCCAGCACUGUCUCUUCAGCUGCAGCAAGUCUGCAUAGUUUUACCUUUCUGUUCUUUUUCCCCCUCUGUUAAUAGAUCGUCCCAUCUAUAUUACAAAAAUCCUUCUGUGUAGAAGUAAAAAUUAAUUUCUCAUGUCGCCAUUUCCUAGGCAUGAUAUCUUAUCACAAAGGCCUUCUAGACUUCACCUUAUUAAUUUAUUUUCCCCCCAAUCCUUGGCAAAAUUACAGUGAUCUACCUCAGAAGUACAGCCAGCUCUGCUGACAGCUACAAAUGUGUUUCUUGAUUCAUGAAGCUUUUAUACACUAACUCAACACUGGUAUAAACCGAUGGCUGUAGUUCAGCCUAGGGCAGGCUGCUACCAUUUAUUGCUUUGUGGUUAUAGGGAAAAAAAAAAUAUAAUUCUGCCAUUCGCUUGAAGACAAAGUCACAAGAAAAAGAAAUCUAAUUUCUUCCACUUAGGUCAAUGUAUAUAUUGUAUUAAAUAGUUGUUAUGCAGCCAUUCAAGAAGCACAUUAUAUAUCUUCUUAUUGGCUCUGAAAACUUUAGAUUGUGCUCAUUUCCUGUGGAGCCCAGGAAUGAAAUGUACGGCAGAGCGAAGGGAUAUUCAGAACGAAGGUGUUACAGUUGAGCUGAUCCAGUAACGAUAUAAAACAGAGCUAAUAUAAUGUCAUGCUACACGCUAUAAACUCUUAAUGUCUGGAUCUGUGCAUUAUAGUUAAUGGAGAACGUAUGCUUGCUUCCCAUACAGUAUUUCCGGGGAAGGCUAUGAAAAAGCUUUUUCUGACAGUAUGCAUCUUUUGUUUGCUGUUAUCCAUUCAUUUGCAGCCCUAGUACUUAAAAAGGUUAACCCACAGGACAGAAUACAUAUUAGAUUCUUUUAUUGUAUGUUUGUUCUCGGCUGCUACUACACCAUCCUCCCCACCCCCGCUUAUACACCAACUGUAGCUUUAAAGAUUUUAAAAUACAAUUUAUUGUAGUUGUAAUAAUGCAAGGAGUCUUUAGAUGCGGUUCCUCCAUUUCCUGUUUCACUUUUUUGAGCUGUUUGGUAAAAACUGGAGGUCCCUUGGCUUUUCUCAUACCACAAUCUAGCCACAAAGGUUCACUUCUGCACUGCAUAUAAAAGUCUUUCCAUGUGAUAAGUUAUUAGUUCUGAGCUAAGCUGCAUCACAGCUUAUUGCCUUUCACAAACUUCUGCAUGAUGUCAGCGAUUGCUGCAAUGUUCCCAGUUUUUAGCAAGCCAAAGGCUUAUUGGACCACGAUGAGCUGUGGUUGGUAUGGUGCUCCUUGUUUCUUUAAGUCAACUUCCAGACUUGUAGAAAAAUUAUAGGCUUUAUGUCGUAUUUUAAACUUGCACUGCCUUGAGCUGUAACAUGCUUCUCUGGGCUAAUAACCAAAUCACUUGUGUUUUAUGUGCACUGAGCCGAGGCAGUUAAAUUAACAUUCUCAUCUGCUACGUAUAAUUCAUAUAUUUUUUAUUAUUUGUAAAACACUCACAGAUCCGACUGCUGUGAACAAACUGGGUAGCGUUCACAUUUGUAUCGUAUUGACAGUGCGCAGAAUGUUUUCUAGAGUAAAUGUUUGUGUUUUUUUAUUUUUAUUGUAGUCUUACAUUUAGUACAUACUUUUAUUCAUAUCUAAAGCAAAAACAGUCCUAGCUACACUAUUUAUAAACAAAUUAGUUUAUAUAAAUACAUAUAGCCAUGAGUUUCAGAAUAUAAAGGUACCUCCAUACUGUGGUAUACAUAUUCAUGUACUAGCAUAUACAGCAUAUAGUUUACUUAUAUCCCAGUAUGAUGAAUGUGAUGUAUCACCUAGCGCAGGGGUCAGCAACCUAUGGCACAUGUGCCGCUUUUGCAUGACACUCAAGGCUGCCAGAGACGCAGACUAUGACCUAUCGGGAGACCCGGUGGGACUUCAGAUGUCUGCUAGUGCAAACCGAGUGAAAACCCUGAAUGCUCGUUGAGCAUCAUGGAAACAUCUUGGAUGCCAGUUAGCCAUCACCUUUCUAUAAAGUUCCCAAAUAUAUGCAUUAUGUACUAUUUGUAUUGCAUCUUCAUGAUGUCCUCUCUGAGAUGUGUUCAUACAUAAAUGCAUGUAUGUGCUGCUCCAUCUGCAUAAUUUGUUAUGUGUCUGCAUUUUUUGUACAUUCUCUGUUUGUCAUGACUACUAUCAGAGCUGACUUGGAAAUGACAAUGCAAGACACACGCCCUGCAUUAUAGAUCUUUUAUAAACAAACAAGCAGGCAUAAGUUCUCUUUCCUUUCUGCGUGCGCAUGUACUCGAGGGGCAAUUAAGAGGUAUUUGAUCUUCCAUAAAGUACAAUGUAUCUCCAGCAGAGAAUGCAUGAGAGAGACAUUUCCAGAAUCAAAAUCCCACGCACAAAGAAAUAUCCAAAUAACACACAUUGCCCAGGAAAUGACGAAAGAGACAAAAUUGUAUGGCGUUUAGAUGUGUUUUUUUUUUUUUUUUAAAGCAAUUGUUACUAGAAAGUUAGAGUGAAGUUUGUAUUUUAGACCCAACAGUGAAUCCAUGUGUUAUGAAAAAUUACAAUGGCGGGCUUCUGGAAGUAUUGCAAACCACAUAAACUAAUGUAUAGCAAAAAUGGCAUAUAACACACACGUCCAUGUUUGUUCUAAUUUUGAGUUUGUUUCACAACAGCUGUAAUGCCAGUGACUGUUCUGUGCUUAUGUUGCAGUUGUGGAAUGCAACACACCUAAUCCAAUUGAUUUUCUCUCCAGGCAUAAAGGGACAAAUAUACUCCAUGCUGCCUGAGAUUGAUGGGAGUUACCCUCCUAGGCAACAACUGCAACAUACAAAUUCUGUCUGAUACUCCCUUCAAUUUCAGACUGCUAGGGACCUGUAUGGCUCAUUGUGUAUAGGAUUUGAAAAUUAUUUGCUUUGAAGAAAAAUAAGUAAUUUUUACUAUUGGUUAGCGUAAUUGGCACUUUUAAAUAGAUCUAUAUUCUGUUACAUAUACAGUUAUACAUUAUUUCAGGUAAUUGUGCGGUUGCAGGUUAAGCAUUUAUGGUAUUACUGUCGCAUGCUGCUCUUAUUUGAGCGCUGUUUUUCUUUUAAUGGUUGCCCAAUGUACAUCAAUGAACCCACAUAUUACACACUUAGCAGCACACUAAGAAUCAGGAUCACAUAAUAUUCUGCAAAUGUUAAAACUGAUUUUUAUUUUAUUCAGCUUAAAACUUCACUCCUACGAAACGAAAACCUCCUUUUCUUGUUUAUGACAGAGCAUGCUUUCUGUGGCCUCCUUAUCCCUUCCCAAAUUUCCCCAGUAUUAAGGUUAGCCCUCUGGGCUGGCUGAGCUUGAUGAGAACCUAGCUGUUAAAUCUCUGCAGAGUCACAUAUAUAAACAGUGACCCGAGGACCUCAUUAUCAUGUCUAGCGCUGUUUUGUGUUUUAUGCACUUCAGGUAUGUAUUGAGGUUUAUUUAGCAGACUGUGUAAAAUGGAAACUCAUUAUGGUUGAGGAAAUUUAAAAUGAGAACAGACAGUCUAAUAGAGAAUUCGAAGUCCAGUGCCCAAUUUCCAAAUUAACUAAAACUCCAUACUACAUGUGCAGUUUCUGUUUUUAUUGUAUUAAAAACAUGUUUUGUUCUGAAUUGAACACAAUAUACUUUUUUUAUGAACAAAUGCUUUUAAAAUACAAGAAAGAAUGACAAAACUAAUCUGAUUACAUAUACAUAUUCAUGUAUGUGUAACUCGCUCUCAUGAAACACAUUUGUUGUUUAUCAUCCUCAGAUUUAUUAACAAACGUUUCAUGAUUUUAUUUUUUUAUAUUCUGACGUAUAUUACUUUAGAGGAAAAAGGGUUUUGGACACACUAUUACGUUUGCUACGGAGUAAUUGAAUUGAGCAAAGGAAAAUCAUUAUUGCGCAAGAUUCGUAUGGCAAUCAAAUCCAUUUUUAUUGAAACCAUAUGGACAUGUUUGCAGAAAAAUGGUUUUCCUUUAAGUGGAUAGGUUAUUUAUUUUUAUUUUUUUUAAGCAUGACACUAGUGUUAGGAGGACUAACCACGGCUAAAGGAAGGCUGAGAAUCAUGGGAAAUUUAGUUCAUAAUAAUUUAGGUUGCCAGUUGGCCAUUAGGUAGUGUAACUACUCCUCCCCCUCCCCUCCCGCCCCCCUACAGGCAAAGUCUACAUUUAAUUGUCUUCCUUUCAAUUUAUUUGCAGCUCCUCAUGCUUACCUCUGUGCCCUAAGAAACAUAAUCUUGGUCAGACAGUGCUAACAAUAUACCUUUAUGGUCUCUUUCACUAAACCUGGGCUGCCCAAUAGGUCCCCAGAUGUUGUAGAACUACAACUUAUGGGAUUUGUAGUUCUACAACAACUGGGGAUCUAACUAUUGGGCAGCCCUGCACUAAACUGAGCUGAGAAAAUUUAGGCCACAGUUGAAGGGUGUUAAAAAUAAUCUAAUUUUGGACAUUUUUUCUUUUGUUUACAACUCUGCUUUUUACUUGCCACAGCUAACAGUUGGUAAACCAUAAAGACGCCAGAUCUGUGGGAGUAAGCAGCUAAUCAGUUGUCUCGAGGAGGAAGGGGGGCGUCCAAAUGAACUGUCUGCCAAAGGGCUACAUUUUAUUUUAUUUUACUGCCCCAUUCCAUCUAUUGCCACUUGCUACAUGCAGCCUUGAUUCGCUUUUCUGUGAAGUUCUAUAGUUCCUUUCACACGCUGCUUGCAAACAAGUUCUAAAAACCACGUUUAUAAAAGCAGAAGCAUUUAAUGCUUGAAAGGGUUAAUAUUUAUUGUGAGAAGGUGCAGUGUAAUGUUUUAUUGCAAGCAGAGCAUCUUCAUAGCAUUUACUGGUGUAGAAUUUAUUUGCGGUGAGCUUCCAAGUUAAAUGUUCAACAAGCAUUCUAAACAAAUGAUCUGGCAUUGGUUAAUUAUUCUUCCAAAGAAACUGGGGAAUAUACAUAUAUAUUAUUUAUUUAAUAUGGAUAGGUUUUUUUUUUUUUUUUUGCAAAGUAAAAACAAUGAUUGGAGAAAUCUGGCGCAGCCUGUUCCUUUUCAUUGAAGAAACAGGGGGAGUGUCACACCAUUGAAAAUCUGUGGAAAAACUGCCUGCGCACUUGGAUCAUACUUAUCAGUUACUUCAUGUCUCGGAGCACAUCUGUUUAAGUUAUCUGUUUCUAGUUCCCCGUUUCCCCGGCGACCCAAGCAAACACUACAUUACUGCAGUGCUGAACAAUAAGUCCCUGUUUCAGCGUUUCUGUGCAGAAUUCCCAGAGAUUCACAUAAAGUCCGUUCAAGCAACUCAUUUUGUUUCAGUGUUUGGUGUCGUAAAAAGAGGAGAAAAGUGAUCCAAGACUGCAGUACACAUGGGGAAUUUGAAGUCCCCGUUCUGGUCCUCUUGGCUUGUACCAUGUCACUUUAUCAUGACACACUGUACUGAACUCAAUGUUAGAUUAAGCACGUUAGAAAACGAGUGAAAAUGGCAAAAGCAGCAGCCCUAAAGCAAAAUUCAAGUAGCAAUGGGAAUGCCAGAUGUAUUCUAUGAACAAACAGAGAAUUUCUCCAAUUCUCGAUAUACUACAGUUCCCAUGAUUCUCUGCAUAGUAGAAACAUAGAAUGUGACGGCAGAUAAGAACCAAUUGGCCCAUCUAGUCUGCCCAAUUUUCUAAAUACUUUCAUUAGUCCCUAGUCUUAUAUAGUCUGGACACAGCAUGGAUAUUCUUAUCUCUAAAGGCAUAUUAUGGAUGGCUGACAGUCACAGGGAUUGUAGUUGGAUAGCUAUUCAUAUUUUAAUUAAUACAAAUAUGCAAAAAGUCCUGCGCUCAAACUCCCACUUCCUGGGAGGCAGCAAUAACUACAACAAAUACAAUAAAAACCAAAGAAAAAUUACUUGCGCACUAUCCUAAAUCCCUAUACACAUUUAAAUAAUUGGAGGUUUUCAGUAUCACUGUAAUGGCCAUUAAAGUGUAAGCUCACCUGCCACGUCAAGGCAAACCUCUCCUACGCUAACAAUUCACCCUGCAUGUUUCAGCUUCAGGUAAAAACAUCUGACACUGGAAAAAAAAAAAAAGAGACCCUUAAUAGGGAACACGUGGGGUGAGCGGCAGCAUUGUAAAAUGGAUGUAUAAUACAAAAGCAAAUAAAAAUAAGUCCUGCGCUCAAACUCCCACUACUCCUGGGUGGCAACAGUGACUAUAGUACACAUCAACCCCAUUAUCCAUUACAAAUAACAAUUUUUCCUUUCCAGUAAAAUAGAUAAAUGCAUAAUUGUAGCAAAAGUUCUGUAUUGACAAUGAUUCCAACAGGUACUGUGAUGCCCUUUGCCAGCAUGGUACCAAUUGUACAGAGUUUGUUCCAAUAAGCCCAAGAAGGGUUUGGAGAAUGUUUCCUGUCAAAGUUUCUGUGAACCCAGCAACAUUAAAGUGGCAAACUGGGUAUUAGUUAUGGUAUGUGGUAAAAAAAAAAGGAAAAUACAGUGUUCCACUCAUCCACAGGUAAAGCCAACUGAAUGCUUGUCAGAUACAAUUUAUGUUCCUUAUUGGAUUUUAUUUAUAGUUUGCUGUUUCUUGAGAACCACUGAAAGACAACCAGCGGUUUGAUUGACUAUUUUUUUUUUUUUUUUUAAAGUAUCUCUUCAUUGAUUUGAUGUUCAGCUGGGUGCUAAAAAGUAGCCUCUCAUAUAUGCUUGUUUCACUCCAUAUAGUAUCUAAAGCUUCUAAUCUAUUUUUUAGUGGUCAUUUUCAUUAAGUGCUGUUCACUGCAACUCCAUUUACGCAUUGGUACUGUAUAGUGUACCGUUUAUCUGAAUGGCAUUCAUUACUCAAGUGGCUGACUGUAAUUUACUUGCCUCCUCUUUUGUGAUCACCCAUCAGAUAUAUUUCAGGCAUACUUACAUUCUCUCUCAUUACAUAGCAAUCAUCUGGAGAAGAGCCUUCAACUCCUCAUGGACAGGGUGGAUGAAAUGAGCCAGGACAUUGUAAAAUUCAAUACAUACCUGAGGAAUGCAAGCAAGCAAACACAACAGAAAAAUCAGGUAGGUUUUAUCAUCUGGAAAAGUGCACAUAGCAGGAGAUGGGAGUCAGGUGCUGUUGUUCAUAUCGUGAGGGAGACCGUAACUCAUAGUUGUGUGAGAAUGUCAAAGCACAUCUUCUUCAAGAGGCUGACUGAACUAUUAAAGAGCAACGAAAGUCUGAAAUGUUUCCUAUUUUAUUAGAGAAAAUAGAUUUCACAAUUUUAGCAACACUUGGAAAAUAACUUUUUAUGUAUAAAAAAAAUAGAGCAUGUUAUAUCAUAGUUUAUCGGUGACGGACUGUAUAUGCCAGAAUGCCUCAUAUUAGUAAUAAUUAGUGAUGUCCCGAACCGUUCGCCGCGGACGGCGAACAUAUGACCCUGUACCUCACAGUCAGCAGACACAUUCCAGCCAAUCAGCAGCAGACCCUCCCUCCCAGACCCUCCCACCUCCUGGACAGCAUCCAUUUUGAAGCUGCAUUCUUAGUGAGCUGUCCAUGAGGUGGGAGGGUCUGCUGCUGAUUGGCUGGAAUGUGUCUGCUGACUGUGAGGUACAGGGUCAUAUGUUCGCUGUCCGCGGCGAACCGUUCGGGACAUCACUAGUAGUAAUAUAUUUAUUUUGCAUACUAUGUGGUAUUCAGCGAUAUAUGGUCUAGAAAUGUUACUCACUGUUCCCUAAGUAAGAGAUUCCUAAUUUUUCCAUAACAGACUAUUUGUCUUGCUGAAGGAGAAUUCACCUAAAUAUGGUUAAUUAAAACAAAUCCAUCCCAGAAAACAUUGUGACAUUGCUUCGGAGGCAAGCUGAAAAGCAGCAUUAAGUGUGUUCUCCAUGUUAUCUUCUGCAGAAUAUCGCUCACAAGAACAUAAUUUUAUCGUAUGAAACCAGAGGAAAAAAGUUCAGCCUUGCAGGCUUCAUUUACUUCUAAUUGCUUUGGCUUUGCUUCAUUACAACAUAGUUAAUGUCCCCAGCGUCAAUUAAAUAUAUCCGUAUUUGUGCUCAAGAGCAAUUCAUUUCAACUUGAAACGUAUUUGCAUUUAUUUAUUUUACAAGAGUUUAAAGGAAUCUACAUAUGUAACAUAUCCAACAGAUCAAAGGAACUUGGCAGACGUUUAUACUUCAAUUACCUUUCAGUGUCCAGCAAAAUAAUUAGAUUUUAUCCAAGUCCUCAAUGGCAAUGAUCAAGUCACUUUCCCUUUAGGCUAGGUACUUGAUACAGUUUGUAUAUAUUUUUUUAAUUACAGAGCAAUUUGGUCAUUGUUGGUGCUGUAGACCACCCAAGUCUAUCUAGCUGGGAUUAUUAGUCGAAUGUUAAAUGGGCGAAUAAUUGAAAGUUCUUACUACAGUGUGCUUUAGUAAUGAAGACCAAUGUUGCCAAACGGUUUGACCUAUUACUUGUGGUUGGGCACUGUUCUGUGCCUUCUGACGGAAGCUCUCAGCUCUUAGAUAAGCAUGGUGAUGCAGGGCUUAGCACUAUGACUGAGAGUGAUCAGCGGACACACACAACCAAUUAGCUGGCCCUCUACUGCAGGAGCUUCUGGCUCUCACUUCCUUCUUCGAAGAGGCACCAGGCAGACCAAAGGUAAGAAGUCAAACCGUUGCCAAGUUGUUUGACUACUAACAUUGGCGAGGAAGAGUGGGACCAUGGCUUUCUGGUAUCAUAACCAAUACAGCACACUACAGUGGUUAUGGUGCUGGCUAUGUUCUUUUAAAAGCUCUCCUUAUGCUAUUGGUUCAAAUUAGAUUGCUAUGAUUUUACUCCCACCAAAUGCCAAUUUUGUGCAGAUAUGACCUUAGAAGGUACCCAUGUCUGCUCCCACAUUUGAGGGCUUUUACUUUAUUAAUGGACACCACUGAAAAGCUCUCUAAUCACCUGAGGCACAAACCAGAAAGUUUAAAUUAGUUUUGUGUACAGCAAAACUUAACGUGUCUCACCAGAAAAUAAUUCCAUAACCUAUGUUUUGUGGUUUGGAAGGAUAAAAUAUUCAAGUAAUAGGCUACCAUCUGUGAAAAACCUCUGCAUAUGAUGCAUAGAAUAUUGAAAAUCAACAUUAAUACUUUGCUUCAUUGACCAGGUGUUGAUAAAGGUCCCAUAGGUCCUCACACUAGUAAUUUUUUCCUGCUAAUUCCUGUCAAAUACACGUAUAUUUUAUUGGCUCCUCCAAUAAGAUAGAUUUCAUUGAGCAUGCAAUAAUCAUUUAUAGUUUUUUAAAUUUUUAUAAAACCUAUUUUAUGGCAGCCUGCAAAGCUUAGUAAUGUUAAAAUUGCUCCAGGAGCAGACGAGUACAUUUAAAUUCUUGUUGAAGGUAAUUAAAAGAUCAAACUUAAUUUUGUAAAGGUGAAAGAAAAUGUUGCUGUUCUCUGAGCUGGAAGAUGUGAUCCGCACAGAUUACCCUGAUUACCCUGUGCUGCUUGUGCUUGUGCAACCAUUUGCCUAUAAGCAUUUUUAAGAUCUCCCCUCCUUCUGUGUAAAACACUUAUGUUUCUGUCAUACAGUUGAAAUAAAGGGAACAUCGUAAUAAAAUUUUUAUGCUUUAUUCUUUAAAUAUUUCUUAAAUCUUCAGUAUAUAAUUGUAAUUUAAUCUGAUUAUUAAUGGUUUCUAGUACCAGCAAAGGCGACAACAAGAAAACAUUCAGCGUCAAAGUCGUGGAGAGCCACCGCUACCUGAAGAAGAUGUUAGCAAAAUGUUUAAGCCUCCUUCACAACCGCCAAGAAUGGAUUCACUUCUGAUUGCAGGUAGGAUUACCAGCAGAUUAAUACCAGUUCCUUAUCAAUUAGCAGUAUGUGUUCUUUUCACUUUCAUCCAUACACAAAGUGCCAGGAGAACAAAUUAUUUAAACAAUGGAGAUCUUGUGAAGAAGCUGAUAUACUUACAGUUCAGUGUCUACGCCACAUAGUAGAUGAGAUCCAGCGCACUCACUCAUACACAACUUCAAAGCUCACAGAUUUAAAUUUUUUUUAAAGCACCUAAUCUUGGCAAAACCAAUGGAAGUUUAGUUACAGUAUAUGGCCUGCCACAGUGUCAAUGUACCCCAUUUGUAUCAUGUCCUCUAAAAACUUAAUGCCUGCUUGUAUGAGAUUACUUGGGUUUAUUUAUAUUAACCCUUUGAAAGCCACAGGGUUAGAGGGGCCUUACAGUGUAAUAAAGCUUUGUGUUGUUAACACUAUGUUAAUUUAAUGUAUUCAGGACUGUGAUGUAUGCAUACAUUAUAAUACAUAUGCAUUCAAAUAAGAGCUGUGCACUAUUAAUUUGCACAAGGAGGCAGUGCUUCCCCAUUUUUCUCUACUGCAAUAUUUAAUAUUUUCCUUUGGUAUACAGUGAGAAUGAUUAUCAGACUCCUGAGACUCUGUACCAAAUCUGGAUUACAUUUUUUGUCCUCCUAAUUGCAACUUAAUUGUAUAUAAUGGUUAAGGAAAGUAUGCAGAAUCAUAUGUAAGGCAGGCUUCUGCAAUAGACAGAGCAUAAUAUUUUUCAAUGCAUUAAUUCAUUCAGCUAAUGCUCUUUCAGUUUGCCAGACAGACAAUGGUGAAUACUGAUUAUUGCUCAAUUAUUUACUCUCUUCCUUCAUGGAAGGAAUCCAGGGUGAAAAUAUGCUAUUUAUUAGGCCCAUAUCCUCCCUCAAGCUUCAGUUAUUAUGGCUAAAUAAGAAGAGCAUUGCAGAUACGCAAAUGAAAUUGCUUGCACAUGAUCCUCUGUAAGGUCCGCGAUUCAUUUUCUACUUGGAUAGCUGCUGUGCUAUGAUUCGAAUUGUUCAGGGAGGAUUUCUUUUUUUUUUUUCUUCUUUUUGACAAUUUAUAUUCAGCGACAAUAAGUAUAAAACAGAUUUCAACUGCAGAGACUUUCUUACCCAGACGUUUACAAGGAAUAACAAAAAGCACAAUUAUAUACCACACAUUUCAUGUACCUGAGAGACCCAGCAAUGCACUGGGAGGGAAAUAAAAACAAUUACUUUCCUGUAAUUACAUUUUGCAUUUACAUCCCGGGCUCCAUAAUGGAACGUACAGCAUAGCCGUGACCUUUUCGACACUGUUAGUACAGAUGGUGGUAUUCUGAUCUCACAGGUUUUGUAUGUAUAUUUCUUGUUUUUGUUUUUAAAAAUAAAAACUAACACCUUGAUUCCUAAGUGGUGUGCUGUAAUCUAAUAAGGGGUGUAGAUAAGUACAUGAUUUGUUUAAAUAUUAAAACUACAGGAGAAUAUUAAUUCUAAUUAAUUGACUUUUUAAAUUUACUUUGUUUUCAAACCUUUUUUUAAAUUGCUUGACUCUCUCAUUAUCCUUUUAUUUGUCCUGUACCCUGUAAUGUACCGUUUGCGUAGUCUAUGCAUAUAAAAACUUUACAUAGAAUUAUUACUAGGAAACUAUUACUAUUAUAAAUUACUAUUCCAACGUGAAUAGUACCCAUGAAGGGACACUUGAGGAUCUGAACUUGAAGUGGUCAUAAUGGCUGGACACUCCUGGUGCCAUUCUUUCAUUUAGUGUUUUACCCUUUUUGAUGUUUAAAUGCUAACAGAGUCCCCAGCAGCCCAUGCCCUCUGUGCUUCUUGGGCCAAGGAGGAAGACUUGGAGGAGUAUGUCAGCUGGUUUAUUUCAGCCUAUGAGAGUACCUAUUGCUGGUAUAAAGUGGUAUGGCUAGAAGAAUGUGUGUAAUCUCCUUUGCCAUCACUCCAGUAGUAAUGCAUGUGCAUUUGUAGAUUCAUCCUGCAUAGAACCACUGUCUCUUUGUUAUUAAAAAUAAAAAAGUUUUUAAAAAUACAUCAAAUAGAAAGAGGUUCUAAGCUAGUCAAAUGAAUUAAUUGUCAAAUGAAUCAACACAUGUCUAUUUAAUACUGAAUGGAGAAACGGCACCGGUGGACUCAUUGCAAUAAAUUCAGUGAGAUGAAAUGGUCAUACUGCCUACAGUGUCCCACAAAUAUUGCAAUCAUCCCAUGAUACACUCCUAAAAAUGUCUUAAAUUCAUGUAAUAUUGUUUUAAUUGGUUUUUCUCAAGGAAACACUCCGUUCUGCACACAAUAAACUGCAUAUACUGCUUCUCGUAGCGCCAUGUUUAACAGGAUGUUGAAACCAUGAUUUUGUCAACACUUUUAAUUUGAGAAAUGUUUUCUUUUCCUCACAGGUCAAAUUAACACUUAUAUCCAGAACAUCAAGGAAUUCACCUCUCAAAAUAUGGGCAAACUGUUCAUGGCAGAAGCACUGCAAAAUCAAGCCAACUGAAUCCAUCGUAGAAGCAUUUUUUUUUUUUGAAGAUUAAAGAAAUAAAUUAUGAGAUGUCAUGACAAAUUAUACGAAUUCUAGAAAAUAAAAUGUUAACAUCCUCGUA
Messenger RNA from Pelobates cultripes (western spadefoot toad), 87056 nucleotides. Lineage: Eukaryota; Metazoa; Chordata; Amphibia; Anura; Pelobatidae. The record is from the annotation of a GenBank genome assembly.